AUGCGCAUGUCCACUCAGUAUCUAACCAAAAACAUUCUGUACGUAUACCAUGUGUUGGGCAUACUGCCUAACAGUACUGGACGUGUGCAUGUAAGCACUGCAAGCACUUACUAAUUUACUUUGCUGAGCUUUUUGCAACAAAGCAUGUAAGUUAAAAUAAAAUAAACCUUUAAAAUUAAGGAAGUGAUAAUUAUAUUUUCAAUGAGAACCUGCAUAAAACUUAAAAAACAGGUCUAUGGAGAGAAUGAAAUGUCUUAAUAUUCCAGUACUGGAGAAUUGUACCCAGUCUUUUUAUCAUAGAGCAAGGAAAUAGAGUCUAGUGAUGAAAAGGUCCACCACUAGACCAAGAGGUUUUCGCCCUAAUAAAAUAAGUAUGAAUUUUGAAUUCAAGGAUACCCUUGAAUGCUAAAGGGUUUGUUCAUUAAAAAGUGAAAUAAAGUGAAUUUCAAUAAUGAUUUGGGGAAAUUGGAAAAGGAGAAUUUUCCAGUUCAGCUAUUUUGGCCCAGAUUUAGCAAUUCCCUUGCCGAUCACAUUGUAAAGUGCCAUGGCUGAGCACUAUGUGCGGGCUUGCUGGCUCUUGUCUCAACUCAGACCACUGAUAGUAGAAUUGUUAUAUUGUAGCAGUCUUUCAAUUUAGGAUAUUUCUGAUAGUUUAUAUGACACUUUUUUUAAAUUUAUUUUUUUACUAUUUAUCUGUAGAGAUACUGUUAGCAUGUUGUAGAUAGUACUUUUAAAUUCAGUUAUACCUUUUACCAGCUGCACGUUCAAAGUACCAGAGAACAAUAUACAAUAUUAGAGGUUACAUUUUAAGAAUGCAAUGAACCUGUUCAAAAGUCUUGAGUUAGUACCUUACCGUAUAAUUAGGGAAAGUGCUUAAUUGGAUAUAUUGUGGGACUAAUCCACUUUUCAUCAUAAUUUAUGAGUACUUUUUGAUGAUUUUAUUUAAAAUUAAUUUUAGGUAGGUGACUCAGGUUUUAACAUAUUCUGGUCUAAGCCUAGUAUUUAGUUUCACUUUUAGUUCUAGUGUUAAACGUUUCAAUAAAGUUUCUUGUUUUUGUUGAUUGAAACGACUCCCUCUUUUUCAGUAGCAUCCAUCCAAAGGUCAGUUGGAUGAUAUUUAAGAACGAGUUUCAUAUUUGCCAGGAGUUGACAUUUAUUUGUAUGUUGGAAAAUAUCUAUAUUUCACUGGUAUUUUAAAAUAAGUACAAUCAGAAAGAAGGAAAACAACAUAAAAUGUACAUUAUCAUACACAGAUAAAGAUGAAAAUAUGUGUCAUAUAUAUAAUUUAGUAUAAUGAAUAUAAUUAAAUAUCAAUUGUAAAAAAAAAAAUGCUUGAUUGAGACCAUGAUAUAAUUUGAAAUUCAAAUGAUAUACUGUCCCUGUGUACAGUUUUUGAGUGUGCUCCUUUAAAUAAUGUCUAAGUUUGUAUGUAAUGCAGGCUAUCUCAUGAACCUUUAUGCUGCAAUUGUUAUUAAAUGCAUGCAGGAGUGCAUGCAUUAAUACUAUGCACAAUAAAUGUUUAGUAGUGGUCAAUUCCUACACAGUUCACAAUUUGCCUAAUUGUACGUUUCUUGCUUAUAAGAAUCAGAGUGCAAUUUUCCAGUUUUGUUGCGCUUUUAGUGCAUUCGGAAAGUACUCAGACAUCCAUUAUGUAACAUUUUUUAUAUUGUAGCUUUAUAUAAAAAUUGUUUAAAUUAACAUUUUUUCACAUCAAUCUACACAAAAGACCCAAUUACAAUUAUUUAUAUAAUGCAAACAUAUUCCACAGAGCUGUACAAUAGGAAACAAGGCAAACAUGUAUGAUAUGUGGUAACAGUAGGUGAAGAGGGCCUUGCCCAAAUGAGCUUACCAAUAAUAAUAAAGCAAAAAACAGAUAUUUGAAAACUGAAACAUCACUUUGAUAUGCUUAUUUGCUAUGACACUUAAAAUUCAGCUCAACUGCAUCACAUUACUCUAUCGUCUUUGAGAUGAUUCUACACUUUUAUUUGAGUCCGUCUGUAGCAAAUCCAAUUGAUUGUACAUGAUUUUGAAAGCCACCUGUCUAUAAGGUCUUACAGCUAUAAAUGCAUAUCAAAGCAAAAAUUAGGAACUGCCUGCAUAGCUCAGAGACAGAAUUGUGUCAAGACACAAAUCUAGGGAAGGCCACAAAAAACAUUUUGUCUGCAUUGAAGUUGCCUCCAUAAUGUUCAAAUGGAAGAAGUUUGGAACUCUUCCUAGUAAGCCUAGGACUGAUAAUGUAAGAAAUACUAGACUAGGGUGUGGUGGUAGGGAACUCUAAUACUAAUAGAAUAAGCAGGGUAAUUUGCCUCUCUGAUUGCAUUAACCAGACAGUUUGCUGUCUCCUGGGUGCUCGGGACUGACAUGUUGCUGACGCCUGGAGAGGACCCAGCUGCCAUGAUCCAUAUAGCUACAGAACGUUAUCUCCAACCUUGGGGUUGAGCGUAAUACAGCAUUACUAGGUAUCUCAGGUGUGUCUAAGUUACCUGGGUCCAGUGUGGGUGUUACAAAGAGGAGGUCUAAUCACCAUUUUUAAAGUACCUGUAUGUUUAUAAAUGCCUAAGGUGCUGUGACUAGAAUUUACCCUUGAAAAAGGCUCUAUAGCUGAACGUCGGGUGUGUUUCUCUGUCGUCUUGUCAGGUAAUAUUGUACAGCAAUCAGAUUACUUUUGUAACUUAUAUUUUCUUGUGUAAUCAAUUAAUAAUUUUUUGUAUCAAUUUCUUUGUAUUAUGUAUAUAUGUUGAAUACUUUUUUUUUUUUAUUCUUUAUUUUUCCGUGCAUGAAAAUAACAAGCAUUUGUAAUGUGCCACAACAGCACGCAUAUUUUAUCCAUCAAGAUUUAUACCUCAAAUAAUCUGCCCAAUACAUAAGUAUUCAACAUGUACAAGCUAUAUGUUUAAAAAUGUUUAUAGCUUGUACAUGUUGAAUACUUAUGUAUUGGGCAGAUUAUUUGAGGUAUAUACCCUAUUACUAUAGGUAUACAUAUAUGAAUUGGUAUUUUAAUUUUGUAUUGAAAUAAAGUUUUACAUUUUAUUAUUAUUGAUUUUGGUUGUGCGGUAUUUCUUUAAUUGUAUGAUUUUCUACGUACCACUAGAGGGGGUGGUUAAAAUACCUUUUGCACCCUAUACUUUAAUUACAUGGUGUACAUUUAUUGGUUACCCCUACUGACUUUAUUUUUAAUGUUCCAUAUAGUUAUCAAUGACAAAUUCAGAGGAAGUGGAAGAUAAUAAAGAAUGAGGUCAGGAAAAUAGGAAAUUAACAGAGGAAAAUUACCUUACUAAUGCUUACUAAUGCAAUGAGCCUAAAUAAAUUGUGGGAAUAGCAUGCAAUAUGACAUGAUAGGCAUAACAGAAACAUGGUUGAAUGAGAAACAUAACUAUGCAGUUAACUUAAUGUCUACUCAUUAUUUUGAAAGGAUAGAAAGAAUAGGAAAGGUGGAGGGUUAUGUUUGUAUGUCAACCAUGAGUUAAAGCCAGACAUUAGUGGUAUGUGAUUAGGAAAAUGUGGAAGCUUUUUGGGAGAUAUCUGCUUGGGGCAAGAAGGAAAAAUCAGUUAUAAGCUGAAAUAUGCUUUAAACCACCUAAAAAAAACAUUUAAAAAGUCAAAUUUCAAUGAAAUAAUGCAGCUUUACAACUUAUUGACUGGCAUAAAGUCUUUAGUGAAAAAAGUGAGGAUGAAUAGAUCUUCAAAAAUAUAUUAGAAUAUAUUAUGUACACUUCUCAGUAUAUACCAUUGGGUAACAAAUAUAAAAUAAACUGAUGUGACUUAGUGGUAAGAUAAGCCAGGAAAUGUAAAAUAAGAAAAGGGCAUUAAAAUUUAGAAAAAUCUGAGGCAUCCUAUGUAUGAUAUAAGGAAACCUAUAAUGUAUGCAAAGAGUUGAUUAGAUAAGCUAAACUAGAAAAAUGAGAAUGUAUUGAGAAGAUAGCCAAAGGUUUUUAAGUGCCUACAUUCUAGAAAAAACCCAAAACAGAACAAAGAAUGAAGAUCAGGAAAAGGCAAAUAUUUUAAAUAAUUAUGUUUCUUCAGUAUAUAUUAAGUAGCAACAUAUGGCAAGAUAUAUGUUAUAUGAUCGCUGCACAAAAGUUGCAGAAUAUUGUGAUUGGAUUGCUCAAGACAAGGUGCUGAUGCAACUAAAGAAAGUUAAUCUAAAAAAAGACUGUGGAAAUAAGCGUUAUACGAAUAUAUUCGGAGCCAAUACAAAUCAUGGUUUGGAAAUCUACUCAUAAACAGGACUAUAUAUAGGACACAAGGUCACGCAUUUAGACUGGAAGUAGUAGAUUUAGUUUACAUCAAAGGAAAUGGUUCUUUACAGUAAGAACAAUAAGGAUGUGGCAUUAUCUGCCUGAAGAGGUGGUUUUACCAGAGUCUGUACAGAUAUUUAAACAGUGACUACAGAAAUACAUAAUAUUCAUGGAUAUAAUUUUUAAUAUGUGGAGUGACAACUUCUUAAUCCAAGGAGAUAUUUGACUGCCAUUCUAGGGUCCAAGAAGGAUUUUUUUUCUAGUUUGUAGCAAAAUUGGAAAGCACUUCAAACAUAGUUUUUUUUUGCCUCCUUUUGGAUCAACAGCAAAAACCGAUGUGAGAAAGGCUGAACUUGAUGGACACACAUAUCAUUUCAGCCUAUAUAACUAAAUUAAUUUACUGUGUAAUAAUACUGCAACAUGAAAAUAAAAAGCUGAAUACUUUCUGAAUGUACUGUAUAUUGAAGGGUUCUGGAAACUUUAGUGAAUACAUAACACACCACAGCAAUUUCUAUAUAUUGUAAUGGGUAUUAUUAAAUAGAUGGUUUGCUUUUUUUAUUUUAUUUACAGAGAAGCUUUCAGCAGAGUUUGUGAAGCUGUUCCAGGUACCAAAGGAGUCUUCAAAAAACGAAAGGUACAGUUUGUUGCCAUUUUGUAAUGAACGCAUUGAUCAUUCACUAUAGUGUAAAUUGUCAUGAAUUAAAUGUGAAUUUCAAGUUUUAUGUCAAAAUAGCCAUUGCUUUUGUUGUAAUAACUAACAACCUUUCCGUUUUUCUGACAUGGGCCCUGAUUUAAUAAGCUUGGCAAAUGAUUCCUUACUGUUAGGAGAACUUUCCAAAUGUUUUAUCUGCAAAGAAACAACAACAACCAAAAACAGAUUAAAGGACCACUAUGGGCACCCAGACCACUUCAGCUCAAUGAAGUAGUCUGGGUGCCAGGUCCCUCUAGUUUUAACCCUGCAGCUGAAAACCUCACUGACAGCCGCUAGAGGCCGCUUCUGCGAUUCUCACUGAAAAUCACAGUAGGAAGACGCUGACGUCCAUAGUAAAGCAUUGAGUAAAGCUUUCCUAUGGGCGGUUUGAAUGCGCGCACGGCUCAUGUCGCGAAUGCGCAUUCGGCGCGGACGUCGGCACGAGGAGGAGAGUUACCCAGCGCCGAGGGAGCCUGGGUUUGGAGAAAGGUAAGUGGCUGAAGGGGUUUUAAUACCUUCAGCCUAGUGGGAGGGGGGCGAUUAGGGCGGGGGGGGGGGGAACUAAGUACUACAUAGUGCCAGGAAAAUUAGUUUGUUUUCCUGGCACUAUAGUGGUCCUUUAAGUAAUUGGCUUAUAACUAUUAAGUAAUUGGCUUAUACUAUUAGUAACACCUCAACAUAAAAAUAAUUCCCAUGCAAAGAUGUACUGGAAUAGGGUUGUAAAGCCUUGUCCAAUACAGAAAAAGAGGACAACACUAUAAUAAAUAGAAGCAGUCUUAAAUAGAGAAUGAAAUAAAAAGGAAGUACCUGACCAAAAUCUGGAAAAGAAAAUCCAGGAAAGGUAGGCACAUAGAAGGCUUAAAAUACAAAUCUUUAUUCCACAGAUGAGCAAAGAAAGCCUUACCUCAUUAUAAAGGACCUGCUGAAGCAUAUCAAAUCAGGGGUAAUCAGCUAAUGAGAAAAUAAAAAACAGACAAAAAAAAACCCCAAAACAUAGACUUUAAUGGUGAGUUUGGUGGAUAAAUCAUUUGGAUAGUUUUUUUUUUAACAGUAUUGAAUUAUUUGGAAAGCAGUUGAUAGAGAAUGAGAUAUGACAUUGUUCAUUAAACUGUGCAAUAGAGGAAACGUUUAAAAAAAAAUCUCUCUUUACAGGAAGUAUGUAAGGAGGCUGUGUAAGUCACAGACAGGAUGUGUGUGGCUAGUUCUGCAUAAACAAAGCUUCUGGAUCGACUACCCUUUACUUGUCUGACAUGUUUUCUCAACUCUAACUCUCUCCUUGGCCCUCUGCAAUCUAGCUUCCGCCCCCUCCAUUCUACUGAGCCUGAACUGACUAAAAUAACUAAUGAGCUAAUCAUGGCUAAAUCCAAAGGCCACUACUCCAUGCUAAUUUUUCUAGACCUCUACUUCCUUUAACAUGGUUGAUCAUGCUCUCCUUGUUCAAACUCUUCACAACAUCAAUGUCCAUAACACUGUCCUUGUCCUAUCUCUCCCAAUGUUCAUUAAGUAUUUCCUUUUUUUAAUAACACCUCCUCUCCUCAUCCUGACUGAGAUGGAGUACCCCAAGGAUCUGUCAUCGAUCCCUUCAUUAAGCUUUUUACUGCCUCACUUGGCAAUCAUAUUAAUUCCCUUGGAUUCUGCUAACAUCUGUAUGCCGAUGACACCCAGAUAUAUCUUUCCUCCCCUGAUAUCUUGCUUGCUUUUCUAGAAUGACUCACCAGUUGCCUCUCUUGCAUCUCUUGCUGGAUGUCCUCCCUGUCCUAUCACUAACUUGCAGGAAGAUUAGUUUUACGAGUAGGGAAGAUAAGAAGCUUAGCUUUAGAAAGGCUGAGCUUUCUAAAACUCAGUCUUUCUAAAACUAAGCUUCAUAUCUUCCCUACUCAAAAUACUAAUCCUCCUCUCUCACUCUCCCUGAAAGUUGAUUGUACACAAAUUAAUCCAUCCUUGCAAACUUGGCGCCUUAGUGUUAUUUUUGAUUCGGACCUCACCUCCAGUCUGUUAUCAAAUCCUGCCAAUUCCACCUUAAAUACAUUGCCCUCAUCUGCCCCUUUCUUACACAAGAUCCCAAGAUCCUAAUAAGGAGCUUGUUAAUGACCUGGUAAUUUCUCGCAUUGAUCACUGUAAUUCUUUCCUAAUUGGUCUCCCCAGAAACCACACUGUCCAUAAUGAAUGCUGCUUCCAGGCUGAUUUAUAUCUCCAGCUUCCUGUAUUCUAUAGGAUUCAAUACAAGAUAUUAAUUAUUGGCUAUAAAACUAUAAACAACAAUACCUGCUACUAUAUUUAUCCACUAAUUUAUAUGUAUGCCCCUUCUCGGUCACUCUGCUCUACAUUUUCCUCUCCGCUGCUCAUGUCCAUAUUGCUAACUCAAGCUUGGGGGCACCUCCACUCCAUUGGAAUCAUCUCCCAUCAGACUCUCCCCUAGUCUUCAAUCCUUUAAGAAUCCCCUCAAAACCCAUCUCUUCAGAAUGCCUAUUGCCACUUCUAUUUUUACCAACCUGUCUCACUCUUCUAACAAGGUGCACAUUUCACUCAUUUUCCAAUUUGACUACUUUGCCACUAUGUUGCUUGUUUGCUUUCCCCCAUGCUGCCCUUCCUAUUGUGUUUUUAUACCCUGCGUCCUCUAGAUUGAAAGCUCAUUUGAGCAGGGUCCUCAAUAAUUUAUUGUUCCUGUAACAAUUUAUAAUUGUCUCAUUUAUAAUAUUGUAAAGCACUGCAGAGUAAGUUGGCACUAUAUAAAUGCCAUUAAUAAUAUGUUAACUCCUAAAUUGAGCAGCUAAAUGACAGGAGCAUCAUCUAUACAUCAAAACCACUUAAGUAUGCUAAAGUUGAUUUGGUGCUCAAAGUGUCCCUUUAACUAGAUUGUUGCUUAAGGCUUGAAUCUCCUUUGGUCCCUACAAACUGAGAUUUAAUUAGUUUACAAUAAUGCAAAAUAGUUACCAUACUAGCCCUCUACCUUUGUAAGAUGCCCUUCACUUUCAUGCCAAAUCAGAAUAACUAUUUUCUGCGUUAAAUCUCCAUAAUUUGGUCAAAAGGCCUAGUACAUGAUCAAAAUGCUGCUAAAAUAUCUGUUUCUGGUGACCUCAAAAUACUUAUUAAAAAGGAGAUAUUAAUUGUAGUCACAAGAUGGCAGUAUUAGACUGCAUUAUAAAAGACUAUAGACCAAAAAUAUAUAAAACAGUUCAUCCAAAUACAUAAUGAAAUACCAGUAAGAAUUUGGAGUAUAUAGUAGUGGAUAACUCUUGCAUAAUAUCCAUGGACAGCGACUGGCAUUUGAGCUUCCACAAAGAAACACACAAAGCUGGAGUGAAGGGAAAUCAACAAUUAUUUUCUCUGCUACAAGCUUUACCUUCUGCUGGGUAGUCAUAACAAUUGUUUCCAGGAUUGCAGAGACUUUUUCCUAAAGGAUCCAAUUUACCAACUAUGCUUGCAUUGUUAUUCCCCAUGUGAUUAUACUGUAUGUCACAAUGCAGCUCUGAUGCUUUACACCAAUGGUGCCCACAAGGUAGAUCCCAAGAUGAUAUAGAACUUUAACUCCCAUGAUUCUUUGCAUGCCUUUAGAAUGCUUUCGACUGCACACUUAUUUUCCUUCCAGCAUCUUCCAUGUUUCUUACCAUCUUUCACUGCCAUUGGUUUAGCUCAGCUGUAGGCAACGUUUGGCAGUCUACAUGUUAUGGCUGUAAGAGCAUUAUUAUUUAAGAUAUAAGGAAGCCAAUAACGCUUGCAAAAAGGCAAUUAAAGUGGCUAAACUAGAAAAUGAGAAAUUGAUAGCUAAAGAAUGCAAAACCAACCCCCAAAACGUUUUCAAGUACAUCAAUUCUAAAAAAACAAAAAAUGAAAGUAUAGAUACACUGGAAACAAAGUUGGGUUAUUGGCUAAUGAAGACCAGGAAAAAGCAGAAAUUUUAAAUAACUAUUUAUCUUCAGUAUAUAUUAAUGAGGAUCCUAUGGCAAGAGAUAUGCAAAUGAUUGCUGCAAAAAACUUGCAAAUAACUUGUGAUUGGAUAACUUGAGACAAGGUGCUACAGCUAUUAAAGAAAAUUAAUGUAACUAAAGCUCCGGAGCCUGACGGUAUUCACCCACGAGUACUUAAGGAGCUAAGUGGGGAAAUAAGUGAACCUCUGUAUUAAAUUUUUCAAGAUUCGUUUCAGUUGUUGUACCGGAGGAUUGGAGGAAGACAGAUGUUGUUCAAAUAUUUAAAAAGGGUUCAAAAUCCUUUCCUGGAAAUUAUAGACCUGUGAGCUUAACUUCUGUAAUUGGGAAAAUAUUUGAAGGGCUAUUAAGGGAUAAUAUUCAGGAAUUCAUUGGGAAGAACUUUAUUAUUAGCAAUAAUCAGCAUGGUUUUAUGAAACAUAGGUCAUGUCAAACUAAUCUAAUUGCAUUCUACGAAGAAGUAAGUAGAAGUAUAGAUCAGGGUGUUGCAGUGGAUGUGUUCUACUUGGAUUUUGCCAAGGCAUUUGAUACGGUUCCUCACAAUAGGUUAGUCUUCAAACUAAAAGAAAUUGGUCUAGAUGAAUAUUCUUGUUCUUGGGUAGAACAUUGGCUUAAGGAUAGAGUGCAACGAGUUGUCAUUAAUGGUAAAUUUUCAGGCUGGACUAAAGUGGUAAGUGGUUUCCCUCAUGGUUCUGUUUUGGGACCACUUCUAUUUAUUAUAUUUAUAAAGGAUCUUGAAAUAGGCAUUGAAAACCAUGUAUCAGUGUUUGCAGAUGACAAAAAACUUUUUAAAGUAGGAAAAUGUGAGCAAGAUAUUGCUUUGCUUUAGAGGGAUUUGGAUAGAUUGGGGGACUGGGCACUAAAAUGGCAGAUGAAAUUUAACGUAGAGAAAUGCAAAGUUAUGCACAAGCAACUUACACACUAAAUGGUAGUGAAUUAGGGAUAACCACACACGAGAAGGAUUUGGGAAUUGUUAUAGACAACAAAUUAGGCAGCAAUAUGAAAUGUCAAUCUGCAGUUGCUAAGGCCAGUAAGGUUUUGUCAUGUAUAAAUAGGGGCAUAAAUUCUCAGGAUGAAAAUAUAAUUUUGCCUUUUUAUAAAUCGCUGGUAAGACCACACCUUGAAUAUGCUGUGCAAUUUUGGGCACCUGUUCUAAAGAAAGAUAUCAUGGCACUAGAAAAAGUCCAGAGACGAGCAACAAAAUUGAUAAACGGAAUGGAGCAUUUUAGUUAUGAAGAAAGGUUAAAAAAAUUAAAUCUGUUUGGUUUGGAAUAAACAGCGCCUGAGAGGGGAUAUGAUAACGUUAUACAAAUAUAUUCGGGGCCAGUAUAAACCUUUAUCUGGAAAUCUAUUCAUAAACAGGGCUAUACAUAGGACACGAGGUCACACAUUUAGGCUGGAAGAAAGGAGAUUUCAUCUAGGGCAAAGAAAAUGUUUUUUACAGUAAGACCAAGAAGGAUAUGGAAUUCUCUGCCUGAAGAGGUGGAUUGUUCGGAAUCACUACAGAUGUUUAAACUGCAAUUUGAUAAAUAUUUACAAAAACAUAACAUACAGGGAUAUAAUUUCUAAUUAGUGGGGUUAUAGCUGCUUUAUCCAAGGAGACAUCUGACUGCUAUUUUGGGGUCAAGAAGGAAUUUUUUUCUAGUUUGUGGAAAAAUUGGAAGUGCUUCAGACUAGGUUUUUUGCCUUCUUUUGGAUCAACAGCAACAACAUAUGUGAGGAAGGCUGAACUUGAUGGACGCAAGUCUCUUUUCAGCUAUGUAACUAUAAUUAUGAAAGAUGUAGCCCACAACAUCUGUAAUCCAUAAUCCUUAUCUUAUCUUUCUCCAACACCAUGCUCUUACAUUACCUCACCAUAAUAUAGUUGCAUGCAAACAUUUGGGCGCUUCUAACUAAAGGAUGUGUUUUGUAGAUUAUUACUUUUCCUUUCCUUUUUUUUUUUUAAAAAAAAAAAGGUUACUCCAACCAAAAACCAAUGUUUUCACUUUUGGUCAAACAGUGUUUGUCACUGUGGUUUUCCCCAUUUCACUUCCUGCGCAGAAGUAGGGAAGCCUAUAGACACUGCCAGUUUUCAAACACUGUCCAACCAAUGGUGCCUGUGUAUGACUGAAGGAUCCUAUAGUAAAAGUAGGGAUGAGUUUUUCAUAUACUUCAUUAUUAAGAAAUCCAUUUACGCUAUUUCCUUUCAAAGCUCGAUAGAAGGAUUAUUGUAAUAAAAAUAGUUUUGGGGUGGCAGUUGCCCUUUAAAAACUAACUGUAUAUUUCAUGUAUUCCCACAAUCUAUCCUGUCCACACUAUGUUGCCCUUUAAGCAGGAACAAAACCUCUGGAUAGAAGUUUAAUAAUAAAAAGCGGCAGCGAUCCAAAAAAUUGAGCCAUAUCUGAAGGGGGCAGAACACAGAACUAGGAUGUCCUGUGGGAGGAACUUGGAGGUGGAGGUGCCUCUAAGAAUUCUGUGUUCUACCACUACAGUUGGUGGAUACUUAUCUCAGCAGUACCUGUUUCCUCAUGGACUGCACACACAUUAAGUUGAAAGGGGGGCUUUUAGGAAUUUGCAAAAAAAGUCUUAUAAAAAGUGACCAAAUGGAUGUAACAGGAAAGCAUUCCAUUUUUAGGGGGCUAACCAUGAGAAUAAAUGUCACAUCAGAAAGAAGCAAAGCAAAAUCGAGUGGGUAUGGAGGUAAUGGAUGGUGGAGGAUAUUUAAGGAUGUGGUGGGAGAUUUAGCAAGAAUAGCAUGGAGUUGCAAGGUUGUGUAUGUUUUUUAGGGGUAAGUAGAAGUUCUUGAGAUGUCUGCUCCUACUAAGAUUCAAUUCUGGCACUGCACUGUGGAUGCUUAUUGUUAAGGUUAAAAGUGGAAAGAUUGCUCCAGACGUUAAUCUGUUGGUGGAGGUACUUAAUGUCCAUGCCAGUAUCACACUGCAGUCUUUGUUAAAAUUAACAAUAUUCCCCAGUGCCUUAAUUUUUUCCAAUUGCUGCAAACACACUAGGGACAGAUGGCUUAAUACACAUCCACAAUAAAAGCAUGUCAUUUUCCGAUUUCAGAAGAUUUAAGUAGAUGCAUGUAAGGCACCUAUGUCACCAUCAUCUGUCAAAUUAUCCUCAAACUUCAUCAAGUUUGGCACCAUCUGAAGUGAGAUCCAUGAGUCAUACUACUCACAUGCCAUAAGAUGAGAAAAUGUGCUGCAAUGAGAUAAUAUCACUUUCUUAUACUUGUGUGAAGAUGCAUAUAAAAAUAGCAGAUUACAGCAUUAUUUUUGUCAUUUUAACCUUCAUUUUUAGCAUGUUUCUUUCUAAUGUCUUUGUAACUGUGUGUGUUUACAUAUAUAUGUGAUAUAGGGAUAUGCGUAUUUAACCAUUUCACCUUUUAAAGCUUAACAUUAUUUUUAUGUAACUAGUUGUGUCAUAUCCCUAAAUCAUUUCUCACAUGCCUUGUGCUGGAAAGAGGUAAGUUUUACCCCCUUUCCCCUUUCCAGAGCCGGGCGGGAGGGGGACCCUGAGGGUGGGGGCACCCUCAGGGCACUAUAGUGCCAGGAAAACGAGUAUGUUUUCCUGGCACUAUAGUAGUCCUUUAAACAGACUUUAGGCAAAAUGCCACAGAACAGGUUAUUUGCAAAUAAUAAAGAAUGUAAUUUGCAGGGAGGGUUGUAACAAAGGCAGGUUGGUUACAGAGGAAGGCUGGUUUGAAGUAUAGGUAAGGAUGAAGCAGGUUAUUGUUAGGAACAGGUUCACAGGAGACAGGAUAUGAAGUGAUUCAGGUAAUUCACCAACUUCAAUGUAAAGGCCACUGGUAUUCUCGGGUGUGGCCUUUUGUAGGAUCUUUAAUUAGUCCUAUGCAGGUAAGGACUGAGGUGACUAGUGGCUAGGGAGGCCACUAGUGGUGGAGAGCUGUAACUUCUUUUAAAGGAACAUAAAUAAAUGAAUAUAAAACAUAGUUGUCAGGAUACGAUCCUGACACGGUCUUUCUAGUUGGCCUCCCACACCAGAAUAAAGCAGGCAUAUGUUUGCUUGGGAUCCGAGCUCUGACUUGAUGAAGCAAGUUUAAGCUGACAUAGCAAGAGGUUAAACUUUGGCUUAAAACCGGUUGUUCUCUGUGCUUAAACCCAACAGGAGCUUAGAAAACAAACAUUACACACUAUAGUGUUAGGAAUAAGAAUAUAUUCUUAACACUUUAUGCUAGAGUUGCAGUUUAAGUCCAUGGCCACCUCAGAGUGGAGUUAAAAGGUUUUAAGCGUACCUUUUAUCCUUGCUGCUGCUGUCUCUCUAACACUGUGACAUGUCUCUUUCUUUCUUCUACACUCACAACAUUUUCUCUGUCCCAGACUGUAUAACAGGAGUUUCUGUCUGCUAGUAAGAACGGAAGGAGAUGAGUGAACAAAUGAGGCCAGGGGGACAGUCUUCAGAAAACAUAGAGUGAGAGCAUCAUUAGAAGCAUUUUCGCCAAAGCUCAGGGAACAGCACGUUUUGCAUAGUACGUCCUUAGUUGACCAGCCUGCAUGAUUACCAGGCCGCUUGACAUGCAUUCAUGCCAGGCUAGCCUUCCAAUUCUUCAGGCCCGGCCCUUUGGGUGGUGCUAGUUACAUGAUUUGUGUCAGUAACCCACCAUUUAACCCGACCACCGCACGUGCUGCUUCACAGGAUGCUGCUGUAUGGAUUUGCUUGAAAAAUGAAAGUACCAGUACCACUUCCACCAAAUACAUAACACUUAGGAGCUAGUGUUUUCUGUUGAUAAGAUUUUGUAAUUAGGCCCAUCGUAAUUGUCAGCACCAGGCCCAGUGGGCUCUAAAUCCAGCCCUAGUGACACACCACUACUUACCUUGUCAGAGCCUGCCAGUCGGGUUUAUAAUUAAAUAUAUAUAUAUAAAAAUGUUAUUAAUAUAGACAUUUUUAAAUCUUUUUACUUUUUGUAAGCUAAGUAGGUAUGGUUCAAUGUAAUACUAUUGUGGGAGACCAGCACAGAAUCUUAGUUGCAAAAGGUUCAAUGUUUUGAAACAAAAUGUGGCUUUAACACUUUCCUAAUCUGUCACUAGGUUUAAAGCAGCUCUCACACCUCCCCCACACACACGAAAUACUUACUUUGACUGAAAUUCCAACAUAGUCAAAAAAUAUCAUAGGACAAAGUGGGGACUACUUUGUCUUAUGUAUUUUUCCUAAGUAUGACAAAAUUUGAUAAAAGGUGGAGCUACUGCCGUCGAGUUUUGUCAUCCUCACCAACCAUCAGUGGGGACUGUGGGGGAAAUCGCAUUGGCUAUAGAGGCUCUAGGGUUCUCGGGAGCACCAGAAGAUGAAGAGGACUUACCGGAUGAAGAUGGUGGAAGCCACGAGGGACAGCUUCAGGUAUGUAAACCUCAUCUUCCCCUGCAUAUACAGGCCAGCGCACUGCAAGCGGAAUAGUCACCAUUAGGUUCUAUGCAAAAUAUGCAAAUAGCCCAAAUAGUGACUGACCCAAUUUAAUUAUAGAAGAUAUACUUUAAACCUGCAGCUGACAUUGUUCUAGCCUUAACACUCUAAACCCAAAUGCCUUUAGAGCUAACCGUGUCUUCUCUUCUUUCUUACUUUACAAAACUGAUGAUUUAAAGAGAAAUCUGCAGUUUAUAAAGCUCCUAGGUAGCAGUCUGCCACCUGACAGCCAGGAAGGUACUCUUCCUCACACGGUUUGAGCACUUGCUCAAAGCAUAAAACAGUCUUAUUAUAGAGAAGCAAUGGAUUCAAUGCUUGUCCAUGAGAAACAUUGCUGGUGCAGGUCAAGAUUUCCACACAUGUGCUCUGCAUCACAAUAGCGAGGAGACCAUCAUGUUAUUGGAUUAGAGGCAAAUAAUCUCUUUAUUUUGAAGGAAAGGAGGAGGUCUAUUUAGUAAACAACUUAUGUUUGGUUGCCACAAUUCGGGGUUUUAACCCGUAUGACUAUUCACAAAAAGCUAAUUUGGUCAUUUAAAAUUAAUUUGCCCUUCUGAGUGACUGCAAAUUGGUUGCAUUUUAAAAUUUGUCUUUUCUCAAAAAUCAACUUGCAGUCGAUUGGCUUUGUUUGGCUCUUGUAAUUACUCUGAUAUGGGCAAGGGAAAUUGCACAUUUGCACAUUUUUGAAAUUCUCUAAUCAAAAAUCACCCUAAUUAUACCCCAAACCCAUUAAACACUCAAAGGAUGCCCGACCUUAAAUCCUCCCAACAAAUUUGAGACUAAUGUUAGUGGCAUCUUUUUUUCUUCUUGUUGCAGGGAAAUUCAAUUACAAUUUGUCUGAAAUUCGAUUGCAAAUAGGUUAAGCUAUUUUCAAAUAAAUCUCACUGCAGCAUAGAGAUCCAAUUGAUAAUACCAGGGAUCCAUUCAGCUCGAUUCUGAUAUCAAUCAUUUCUUGCAUUAACAACAAAUUGAGCCAAAUACAAACAGCUGAUUUGUUGUUUAUGUAUGAAAUAGUGCACGGUAUGGAAUGCCUUGUAAUCUCUAAUAGGCCUUAAACCCCAAUAUUUAUAAACAAAUUAAUAACUUAGUAUGAUUCUGAAUGGGCCUUGUUUCCAGCAAAUUGUUAUAGAGAUCGGUGUUGGGAAGCCCAGCACCUGUUCAUAUUGCCUGGGGAUAGGCAGAGAGACCUUGCCAAGGGUUUCUACAAAGUUGCCUGCACUCCACAAAAAAACAAUGGCUGAGCAAUCUAAAUGGAGAAAAGGGCUCUGUGCAUUGCUGACUUCUAGCAGAGCAAAGCACUCAUCUUUCAGCAUGGGGCCACUAAAAAUGGCCACAGCUGACUUACAGGAGCCCCAGGUAUCAAUUGAAAUUUGCCAAUGCCUAUUUUAAGAGCUGUUUGCAGCACUGGUUUCCUGAGCUGCAAACAUGUCAUCUAAAAGUCUGGUGACACUAAAAAUGACCUCAGCAAACAGGGGAGCCCCAGGUAUCCAUUGACACAUUGUGAUACAUGGCGGUCUAUGCCACCCAAUAGGCUUUAAAGCCCACUUGAUGUAGGAUGGCGUAGAAUGCCAUAACAUCAUUAAGAGGUUAAAGACAGAGACAAUAUUUCUGAACCAAAACAAAAUCUAGAAUUUGCACUUAUUGUUCCACCAUAAUUUAAAUGUUUCUCUUUAAGUGCCCCUGUACAUAUAACAUAUUGCUUUUUUAAAGGACAGAAAGGGAUUCUUUUAAUAUCCUAUGUAUACUAUAUUAACACAACAUUAAAGUGUUUCUAUAACCCUUUUGAGAGUGGGGUAAUAUACCCCACUGGCACUAUAGGGAAGGUCUCCCUCUCAAUUUUCAGUAAAAUCUGAAAUGAAAAGGUUUUACUUACCUGGAAUCCCAUGCACGGUGAAGUUGCCGGCACUGCCCUUCCACCACCCCUCCCCCCCCCUGCAAAGUGACAGGAGACUUGUGAGGUCCAAUCUGGGCCAGUGAGGGGAGGGAGGUUUUUUUUUAUUUUUUAAAUAAAUAAAAGUCAAUGAGCACAGAGGGAGGUAGAAGGGUGAAAGAAGAUAGGAGGGGAGAGCUAACUUUCCGUUGCAGGUGUUUUGCCUUCAAGGGUAAGAUUUUCAUGUCUGUUGUCAGCAUGUAGUGCGAGCUAACCACAGACGUAAUUUAUGCACAGCAUUCAAAAGGGCAAGUCAUGUUUGCUGAGCGUGCAACUUGCCCUUGGCACAUAGUUGUCAAUAUCUCUGAAUGUGUAAUGUUUCAAGAUGAAACACUGCACAUCCAGGCUCCUACCACCAUGAUCACGCCAAAUCACUGAAGUGCUCAUGGUGUUUGGAGUAACUCUUUAAGUGUGAAUAAAAUGGUAAUAAAAAAAAUAAAAUUAAAGCGGCACUGUCAUGCCGAAUCCUGUUUUUUUUUUUUUAACCCCCCUCCGGCCUCCACUAUCUCUAACUGACACCCUAGUCACCCCCAAAUGCCCCUAAGCCUUGAAAUCCAUCCAAUCACAGUGCUCUGUGUCAUUUUACACAGCGUGGGAAAAUUCAAAAGAACACAAACACAUAACGUAAUCCUAACACUAAGGAAACGCUCUUUGAUAUCAGUACUGAAAUCAGCAGAUGGGUUUCCUAAUUAAAACGGUAGCGAGUGGUAUGUUGCAGCCAUCUGCUGGCUGUUUUUAGCAUUACAGGCAUAUCUCUAUAAUGCUGAUAAUGCUAAUAAUGCUAAUGCCGUAUAGAUUUACCAUUUCCAAUCUGCUCAGCCGUGGUGUUCUCAAUAGAUUUAAAGGGUUGUGAACAGUGCUCACAUUGAGUGCUGCAUACAGAGCAUCUGACAUUCUGGGGCCACUAAAAAUGGCAUGGAUUGAUAUCUGGGACUCCCUGCUCACACCAAAAUGUUAGGAUGUAUCAAUUCUUCCUAAUGGCAUUAAAGCCCAUUAUAGUUAGAACAUAAUACCUCAUCCUAAUGCUGUUAAAUGGUCAAUACAUAAAAUAUAUAUACAUGAAAUUGCUGUAAUGUGCUACAUUUGAUGUAUUAGCUGCUUAUUCCAAAUUUUAAGUACAUUUUACAAUAAUUUUCUUAUACAAAUAGAACUUGGGUCAGUGCCUUAAACUAAUCUUUUUUUUUUUUUUUUUUCUGAAUCAGCCAGCAAGUAAACUUUUAUCCAGCAUUCUUGGAAAGAGCAACCUACAGUUUGCUGGAAUGAGUAUAACACUGAAUAUAUCUACUACUAGCCUCAACAUGAUGACUCCAGAUUCAAAACAGGUACUUUGUGGAUGUAUUCUCUUCUGUUAAAUUCAUGUGAAGCCAAAAUAUAAGCUGAUUUUUUUAUAUGACAAUGGAGCAAUUUUUAUCAAUAAGAUAGGACAAGAAAGGAAACAAAAUCUAACAAUCAAGGUAUGUAGAGUGCCUUGCCUAAAGGAACACUCCAAACACUAUAACCACUAGAGUGCACUUUUGCACAGCCCAUGCACCAUAAACAUUAGAGCCCUUUUGCUAACGGUUUGGCUUCUUACCUGGGAUCUGCUGGGCAAUGGUGACUUCUUCCCGUGAGAGGUGGAAGCUCCUGUUGGGAGCUUUUGUAAGUUCUCCUGAGCUAAGUAGUGCCGAUGCCACUCAAGUGUACUGCUAUGGUGCUCAGUUUCUUUAAGUUUUAAUCCUUCUUCCCCUUGGAUACAUCACCCGUUGUGUGUGUCACAAUUAAAAUUUAAAUACAUACAAUGUAGAGGAUUGGUCACACUUUGAAAUACGUCUGAAAGAAACACAAAUAAAACACACAAUAGUGUAAUAUUGUCUAAGAUAUAAAAUAUUAAGGAAUUGGAGUCUGGUACUCACAAGCCCAGAGCCAAAUCUCAUAUGGCUCUCAUGGAUAUUGCUUUGGGACUAUUUCAGAGGAUGUCCCCUUCCUACUUCCAUAUGGACUGACAGCUGUUCCAGUAGAAAUAUGAAUGAGCUCUAGGAUCAAAUAUGAAUCUUUGUUAAAAAAUACUUUUAUUAUUCCGCACAAUAUAUGUGUAAAAAUUAAUAAAAAACAAUGAAUACAAAUUCCAUAUAGAUAAUAAAAGAGAAUCUCUAGCUAUAAUGCUAUAGAGGUAAGUCCUGCCUAUUGGCUUUGAUAGUCCAAGAAUAACCGAAUAUUGGAUCCUGGAGUUCAUUCAUAUUUCAACUGGAACAGCUACUUCAGACAUCCUCUGAAAUAGUCCCAAAGCGAUAUCCAUGAGAGCCAUAUGAGAUUUGGCUCUGGGCUUGUGAGUACCAGACUCCAAUUCCUUAAUAUUUUAUAUCUUAGACAAUAUUACACUAUUGUGUGUUUUAUUUGUGUUUCUUUCAGACGUAUUUCAAAGUGUGACCAAUCCUCUACAUUGUAUGUAUUUGCCUUUAUUUUGUUGAGUGGUGUAAGGGGUUUCCACUCAGGGGGUUUGUGGCAUUACUGCUACCACACUUAGUCCCACUGCUUUUCUGUAUAUAUUUGUGUUUUACAAUUAAAAUUUAGAUUGAUAUUGUUUGGCUUACACAACACUUUAAAGGGACACUAUAGUCACCAAAACAAGUUUAGCGUAAUAAAGCAGUUUUGUGCAUAGAUCGUGCCUCCAAAGUUUCACUGCUCAAUUCACUGCCAUUUAGGAGUUAAAUCAAUUUUGUUUCUGUUUAUGCAGCCCUAGCAACAUCUCCCCUGCUUGUAAUUCAGCCUGCAUGAAAACAAAAUGGUUUAACUUUCAAUCAGAUGUAACUUACUUUAAAAGUUUGUAUCUCCUGCUCUGUAAAUUAAACUUUAAUUACACACAGGAUGCUCAUGUAGAGUCUAGCAAGCUAUUAAUAGCUGAAGUUGUUUUGGUGACUAUUGUGUCCCUUUAAACAUGCUAAAUAUUUUUGUUGUGACAGUAAAGGUAAAUAAACCAUAAUUGCAGACAACUGAUUGUAUAAUUGACCUCCUAAGUAAAUACUGAUAGAACUACAUUAGGCUGCAAUGAAAGAUAUAAUAUCUUGUCAUAAUUCUCUACCAAAUUUGCAGGCCUUUAUUCCACAAACUUUGUAGACAGACCCUAAAAAUAUCAGUGCUAGAAGAGAGGGUGAUAAUUCUGAAGAGUAGUCACCAUGGAAACCAGUCAAAUGUUUUGUUGUUUUAGAUGUUUUUCCCUUUUUUGCACCACAUUCAGAAAUUUGCCAACUUUUCUCCUAGGAAUACUUUUAUAAUCUCCCUAUCUAUAGAUAAAGAUUUUCACCAAAGAUUUUUACAUUUGUAUUUGGAGCAACAACAAUCAGAUAAAUAAAAUCCUUAUAUUUUGUGCACAAUGUAUUUUUUUCAAUUUUUUUUGUUACUGCAUCAAUGGAAAAACUAAAUAUUUUACAUCUACAUAAAAUUAAUUUUGGCUUUAGUAUGUGCACAAUGCUUUUCAUUUAGUUAUGUAAACAUAGCUUGUUCACCACCUCUCUGAUCACAACCUCUUAUCAUUUGUUCUUGAAAUCCCCCUCACCCAACAGCCUAACCCCCCUCAGCUCAGAAGGGACCUGAAUUCUCUUGACCUCCAGCUAUCCAGCUAAUGUCUCGUGAGAUCUGAUCAAUCAGAGCGUUGCCGCAGGUUACCACGGCAACGCUCUGACUGGGUCUCGCGAGAUUCAUGGUCUGCAGGUCUGCAGAGCUGCAGACCGGAUAUUAUGGCCACUGGGCCACCUUGGAAUUAAGGUAUUUAGUCCGUUCCCCCUCUCCCCAUCAUCCCCCCUCACACAUCAACACCCUCCCUCUCGUCAUCACCCCUCCUCACACAUCACCCCCCUCCCUCUCAUCAUCACCCUCCUCCCUCACACAAUCACCCCCUCCCUCUCAUCAUCACCCCCUCCCUCACACUCCCCUCCCUCACACUAUCACCCCCCUCCCUCUCAUCAUCACCUCCCUCCCUCUCAUCAUCACCCCCCUCCCUCUCACCUUCACUCCCCUCCCUCUCACCAUUAUCCACUAUACAAGCACACACACUGCAUUCACUAUACAAACACACUACAUACACUAUACAAACACACACAGACAUGUGUGUCUGUGUAUCUGUAUGUCUGUGUAUUUGUAUGUGUAUUGGUAUAUGUGUAUUUGUAUAUGUCAUUGUGUGUAUGUGUACCUGUUUGUGUGUCUGUGUAUCUGUUUGUGUGACUGUGUUUGUAUCAGUGUGUCUGUAUGUGUGUGUCUCUAUCUGUAUGUGUGUCUGUGCCUGUGUGUCUCUCUCUAUGUGUCUGUAUGUGUGUUUCAGUGUUUGUCUGUAUAUGUGUAUGACUGUGUUUCCAUGUAACUGCAUGUGUGUGCCUAUGUGUCUGUGUAUGUGUGCCAGUGUGUGUAUAUGUGAGUAUAUGUGCAUACAUCUAACACUAAGUCGACACGCUACCUGCAGAUAUGCUUCCGUCAGCUGAACGCUGCUGGAGGAAGUCGACCACCUUGUCAGACUUCCUCCAUUAUAAAUUCCUUUUGUGUUCAUAUAGCACAGCAUUCACACUUGCUAAAUAAUUAAUAGUUCAUGCAAUCCCAGACAUCUCUUUAAUACCUUCAACUCUCUCCUUUGUCCACCUCAAGUCACCCCUCAGACUGACCUUUCAGCAGAUAGCCAUGCAAGCUACUUUACCGACAAGAUUGAACAGCUAAGGAAAUAAUUCUCCCCCCUUUGCUCCUCCCACUCGCAACCACACAUGGACCGUACCUUUCCUACCCUACAGGCAUUCUCCCCAGCUACAGAACAGGAGGUGGCUUCGCUUUGCUUCUCCUCUCCUCUCAUCCCACCACCUGACCUUCCCACCUUAUCUGGUCUCUCUCCCUUGUCUUGUACAAUCCUUAACACACAUCCUAAACUACUCUCUUUCUUCUGGUGUUGUCCCUGCUCCCCUUAAGCAUGCUGCUGUCGUAUCCAUCCUAAAAAAGCCAUCCCUAGUCCCGUCUUCCCCUUCCAACUAUCGUCCCAUAUCCCUGCUUCCUUUUUCCUCAAAGCUUCUAGAAAGACUUGUCUUUACUCGUAUGACUCACUUCCUAAAGUCCAACUCCCUCCUUCAAUUUGGCUUUCGCCCCCUCCGCUCUACUGAGACUGCUCUUAUUAAAGUUACAAAUGACCUAAUCACAGCUAAAUCCAAAGGCCACUACUCCACACUAAUUCUUCUUGACCUCUUUGCUGCCUUUGACACUGUUGAUCAUGUCCUCCUUCUCCAAACUCUUCAAUCCCUUGGUCUCUGUGACACUAUCCUCUCCUGGUUGUCCUCCUAUCGCUCCCAACGUUUGUUCAGGGUCUCCUUUUGCAAUAACACCUCCUCCUCUUGCCCUGUCUCGGUUGGAGUCAACCAAGGAUCUGUUCUUGGUUCCCUUCUAUUCUCUCUUUAUACGGCUUCUCUUGGUAAACUCAUUAACUCCUUUGGAUUCCGCUACCAUCUGUAUGCCGACGACAACCAGAUAUAUCUCUCCUCCCUUGAUCUCUCCCCCGUGGUCCUACAAUCUGUCACUGUUUGUUUUUCUUCAAUCCCUGAUUGGAUGUCCUCCCGCUUUCUGAAACUCAAUCUCUCUAAAAUUGAGCUUCUUAUUUCCCCCCUUCAUAAUGAUCAUCCUCCUUCGCUUUCCCUGCAAGUUGAUGGUACUUGCAAGUUCGUUAUCUUUGAUCCUGGUCUCACCUUUGCACCACAUAUCCAGUAUGUUGCUAAAACCUUUUGAUUCCACCUUAAAAACAUUGCCCGCAUCCAACCCUUUCUCACGCAAGAUGCUGCCAAGGAGCUUGUUCAUGAUCUGGUAAUCUCUUGCAUGGAUUACUGUAAUUCUCUCCUAGUUGGCCCCGCUACAAUCGGUAAUGAAUGCUGCCACCAGGUUGAUCUUUCCCACCCGUUUCGUUUCCCCUCCCAUACCUCGCCCCUCUGUCGAUUCUUACACUGUCUUCCUGUAUACUAUAGGUGUCAAUUCAAAAUACUAACCCUUACAUAUAAAGCUCUUACCAACUCUAGCCCCUGUUACAUUUCUUCCCUGAUUCAUAGAUAUGCCCCUUCUUGGUCUCUCCGGGCUGCUGGUGACCUUCGCCUGUCCGCUGCUCGCACACUUACUGCUAACUCAUGCUUGCAGGACUUCUCGCAGGUUUCUCCCUUCCUUUGGAAUAUCAGACUCUCUUCAAUUGUUUUUGUCACUGUGUAAUUGUCUCAUUUAUUGUAAAUUUCCCCCUCUUUCAUAAUAUUUUAAAGCACUGCGGAAUUGCGGAACUGUAUUGAAUUGAAAACUAACUUGAGAAAUUGAUUCAACAAUGGUAAAUAGGUUGAAAACCUCUCUAAUGCCACCAUAGUCACAGCUUGUCUCUUAGCCUAAAUAGUUUUCAAUUCAUCACAAUUCGGUGUUUAGUGAAUAAACCUCAUUCAUUAAUAAACACACAAUAGAGGUGCAUGUUAAACAAUAAAUUUGAUAAUACUUAUCGUUGAGAUCCACAUUCUUUUAAUAAAUGGAAACACAUGUAAAAGAAAAAAUAUAAUACACCACAUAGUGCAGCAAUAUGAUACAAUGAAGAUAUAUAGGUGACAGAUAUCGCUGAAACAUAUAAAAUGUGUAUAGGUAGGGAGAGAUAGAAAUUGACAACAGGGCAAGGUAUCAAAAUCACCUGGAACCUGGUCCCAGAGAGUCAGGUAACACCAACCACUUACAGAAAAUAGAGGCCACACUAGGAUCGGAUAUAUGGGCACAGAGCCAAAAUCAGCCGGCUAAAGCCCAUCUGUUUCGUCCUCCUUGGAGUUCUGUCCCCUGCAGUCACUGUAGUUGCCAAUGUGGGUCGCGAAAGGAAGAUGCCAACAAGAGAGUGGAGUACCGGAAAGCGAUUUAUUCACAAAGGAAUCCAAAGCAGUUAAAACUUUUGUUUUAAUUUUAACUUUUAAUGUAACUGCCUUAGUGAAAAGAAAUACAUUUUCAAAAAAAAUCACAGCAAUACAAAUGGACUAUUUGCACUUAAAAGAGCUGUAUAGUGUGUGACCCCUAUUUAUAAAUCAAGUGGAUAUAUGCUGUGUUUCAAAAGAAAAUGAUAUCAAAUCAAUGAAUGUAUGAAAGAAGAAUUCAACAAAUAUGAAUGACCACAGGUGCUUGAAGAGGUUGCCAGAGCAACAGAUAAAAAUACAUUAGUAAUGAAGUAGAAACUAAAAAGUGGUUUUUUUUUUCUGAAUUAAAGGGACACAAUAAAGAGACACAUUGAGGAUACAGACAGUAUCGGUCAAGGUGACAUGCAUUUUGAUUCUAGGAAUAUCAGAGAGUCUAUCAGUUUCCUGGAAUGGCUUUCAGAGCUUUUAUUUAUUCUAUUUCUUACAUCAAAGAUUUGAAACACACCUUCAUAACCUAAAUUCAAGAGAUGCAUUUAUUUUCUUUUGCCCUUUCUAAAUAUUGUGCAGUGAAUAAUCCAUUGCUAGGAAAAUUAGAUAUGUACUGUAAAAGGAGGAUCAAGGUUUAUUUUAUGACUUAUAGGGAAAAUUUAUGAAUGUUUCAUUCGCAAACAUGUAUGUAGAAUUACAUUCUAUCGUCAAAAUCCAGCCGAAAAUUAUUGACUGUUUUCAGACGAUAUUUUUUUUAUUGCAUUAUGACGGGAUUUAAUGCUAGCUGGAAUUCUAGCAGCUGGAAUUGAUAAAAGGCUGCUUGAGAAAAAUCACCUAAGAAAUGUGCUUUUGAACCUUGUUAGUCAUUAAAAAAGAAAUAAACUAAAAGCCUAUGGGGGGUCAACAUGAACUUUGUAUUUGUAUUAGAGGUCUUAUACCCACCUCAGGUCCCACUCGCCAUGCUGGAAUGGGGGCAUUUUUACAACAAAGUGUGCAGCUAGUGGCUGCUUGCUGUAAUAAUAAGUGGCUCAGUUACUAUUAACAAACAGGGUAGAUUUGGAACAGGCUCACCUAUGUCCCCACAUAUGGGUAUCUGAUGGGGUUGUAAAAUAAAGAGUGGUGGAUAGACAGAUCAGUGUCCCCCUGUGCCCCCGUGGUGCUGCUAUCAUAAGAUAACGAAUCAGGGAUGCACAGCAUAGAGUGCUCAGAUUGGUCGGCUUACAGGUUAACCAAUCUGAGGACUCUGACUGAAAUUGCAUAACUUGGGAAAGCCCUUAUAUUAUUAAGGGGACUUAACCAUCUUGGACUUUCAAGAAAGUAUAGUCAUCUGAAAUGCAUGCUCUCAUCUGUUGAUAUAUCAGUGGUGAGAAAAGAAAAAAAUCGGAGCAUCACAAUCGCUGUUCCUAUGAGUGAGUAUGAGUGUGAGAUGAGGCCUGAAGAACAGAGAAUGAGAUAGAACAGUUUAUAUAAAGGUAUUCACAGCCAAGAAGAGCAGGAGGAGGGGAGGAGAGAAUAGGGGAGGGGUAGAGUAGCAAUGUGUUGAUUGAUGUAGAUCUUCAGUGGAAAAGUGAAGCAGUCAGAUAUACAAUAAAUAUACAAACACGAUGAAAGAGAAUCUAACACAGAGUCUGUUCUGGUUGUGGGGUAAUUAGGGCAUAAACCAACAUAGAAAUCAAUAAUAAGAUAUAGCGAGAAACAAGCCUAAUACCAAUCAUAUUACCCUUAUUAAAGUACGUUUUCCUGGCACUAUGUAGUCCUUAGGCCCCCCCACCCUCAUGGCCCCCCUCCCGCUGGGCUGAAGGGGUUAAAACCCCUUCAGCCACUUACCUUUCUCCAGUGCCGGGGUCCCUCGGCGUUGGGGAACUCUCCUCCUUCUGCCGACAUCAGCGCAAACAUUCAAACCGCCCAUAGGAAAGCAUUACUCAAUGCUUUCCUAUGGACGUCAGCGUCUUCUCACUGUGAUUUUCACAGUGAGAAUCGCAGAAGUGGCCUCUAGUGGCUGUCAAUGAGACAGCCACUAGAGGCUGGAUUAACCCUCAGUGUAAACAUAGCAGUUUCUCUGUCAGUAAAGUAACAUGCAAAGCAUUUAGAUUAGUUAGUAGGGUUGCCACAGCAGGGCGAAGAAGAGAGUUAAAAGUAUUAAAGAGAUGCCUAGGGUUGCGGGAGCAUGAACUAAUAAGAGAAGAAAAGUAGGACUGUUUAGAAAGGGUGAGGACUGCGCUGUAUGAACGCAAGACAAAUUUGUAGUGUAGAAAGUCUGACAAGGUGCGAGACUUCCUCCAGCAGCAUUUAGCUGCAGGUAGCAGGUUAUCUUAGUGUGCCAUGGUUGGAGGCGUGCCCUCCUUGAGGAGUGGGUCUGCAGGGUCUAGGGCAGAGAUGAGGGUAGCAUUAUAUGAGGAGAUAGCCAGAGAGGCACAGGAGAGGGUAGGGAUGCAUGAGAGUUCAGAAUGGAUAUCAGUUGAGAGCUGCUGGAGGUCAAGAGAAUUCAAACUCCUCCUGAGUUGAGGAGGGUUAGGUUAAGGAUAUUGUGUGUGGGGGCACUAAAGAAUAAAUAAUAGGAGGUGGUCUGAAAUUGGAAAUGGAGUAUUACAGAGAUUGGAGACUGAACAUGCAUUUGAAAAAAUAAGAUCUAGGGUAUUGCCAGCUACAUGUGUGCGAGAAUUAGCCCAUUGCGAUAGCCCAAAGGAGGAGGUGAUUGAAAUACAUUUUGAGGCUACUGAGGACAAGGGUGGGUUAACGGGAAUGUUGAAAUCCCCGAGAAUUAGAGAUGUGAUAUUGCUUGAAAGGAAGCAAGGAAGCCAGCCAGUAAAAUGGUCAAGGAAGAGACAAGGAGAACCAUGAGGCCGAUAAAUAACUGCAAUUGAUGCAGAAAUGGGGUUGAAUAAGCAAACUGAGUGAAUUUCAAAGAAGGAGAAAGAGUGGAAAAGGGGGGGUGGGUAGAGGUUUGAAGGAGCAGUGGUGUGAAAGCAGAAACCCUGCACCACCACCUUUACUGUCAGGCUAUCUUGGGUUGUGUAUAAACUGUAGACCACCAUAGGAUAAUGAGGCAGGGGUAGCUGUGUCAGAAGGAAAGAGCCAGGUUUCAGUUAAAGCAAGUAGGUUUAGGGGGCGUGAGAUGAAUAAGUGGUGAAUAGAAGUAGAUUUAGUUAUGUUGUACACAGAACAUGCAUUCCAGAGGGCAGAAUGGAAGGAGCACUUUAGAGGUGUAACCCCUUAAGUUAAGCUGGUGCCAGUGGCUUCCUGGCACCAAAACAACUUAUGUUGUUAUCGUGCCUGGAGUGUUUCUUUAACUGAUUGUUUGUAAUUAAAAACUUAAUUUUAUAUGAAUGUAGCUAUCAAAAAUAAACUACUCUGAUUUUCAGGCUGCCAGUAACCAAGGCAACUUGGAAAGAUCUCAAGCUAGUACCUGACCAGUUUAUUUAUAAAUCUGUGGAUGAUAUAAACAAACAAGAUGUAUAAGAACAUGGAAACAAAUGACUAGAAACUAACAAUCAUUAAAAAAAAUUUGAAAAUAAAUAAAUAAAUAAUGCUAAUUAAAGGCAUGGAUGGAUACAUUUCACUGACAAAUUGCCAUAUAUGAGAAUAUGCUAGAAACAUAAAACAACAUGCAGUGAAGAAUGCAAAUACUCCUUAGUAGACACCAGAUUAAAGGAACACUAUAGCCAUCCAAAUUACUUAAUCUCAUUGAAGAACAGCUGCCCCAUCUCACACUCCCGGUAACGAACAGUUGCAAAUUAGGGGAGGACUCCCUUUGAGGACCUGGUCCUUCCUGGGGGAAGUGGACUACAUCCCUAUCUGUAGAGCCUUACAAGAUGGGUAACUACGGGGUCUGAACUUGCUGGAGGGUAGACUGCAAACGGCCCUGACCUCUUUCCGCUACAUGCAACUAACCCAUUACUAUAAUGCGCUCCCGCAUAAAGAACGGUUGCACAGGGAACUCACGUGGUUUGAGGAACUCUGUGUGUGUGAGGCAGUAAGCUUGAAAAGGCAGUCUCCAUGCUCUACCAAUAUCGCUUGGUGGGAACUCAUUCGGCGAACAAUACCUUCCAAAGGCAAUGGGAAGCUCUCACGGGCAGGACUUUUUCACUGUCGCAAUGGGAUAAGCCAAAACUGUGGCAUAAGAGCACCAUCAGUUCUCAAUAUCAAGAGAUGAACUAUAAACUCAUAUCUCUAUGAUAUAAAAUGCCAACUCUAGUUCACAGAAUCUUACCCGCGGUUUCCCCAAUAUGUUGGAGAUACCAGGUGGAAAGGGAGACGAUGAUAUACAUCUGGUGGGGAUGCCAAGACAUCAUCCCAUACUGGGAGACGGUAAAAGAUGACGUGAGGGCAAUCUUAGGAGACUCGACCGAAUGGUCAGCUGAACUAACCCUACUGCAUGUAUCAUCACAACCGGUCUCACUUUAUAAAACAUCAAUUUUAUGCCACUUACUGAACGCGGCCAAGUCCCUCAUACCGGUCUUUUGGAUACGGACGGAGGUCCCUAGUAGGGAUGAGUGGAUUCGCAGGGUCGAGGACAUUCAGGCGUCGGAGGCGCUUUAUGCCUUGCUGACAGGGAGGGGGUCCAGAUAUGCAGAGACAUGGCAACCAUGGUUUAUAUUCAUUUCUUGUGACCUGUGAAGUAUUGUAGCCUCCGGUGCCACAGGGGGGAAGGGGGUUCUGGGGGGGGCCCGACCUCUUAGGAUGGGGAUCAUACUUUCUUCUUACUUACUUUCAUACCUGUACUUGCUAUACUCCAACUGUCUCACAUCAAGGGCCCACUCCUACGUUAUUUGGUGUUAGACUAGUGGCAAUACUUUGGGGGGUACCACACUCUAAGAACACAUCGUGCCCUUUUUGUGACUGCCCGGAGACUUAAUACAGUCCUGUAUGCGUUGACCUCAUCUACCGAAUGCCAGUAUAGUAAUCGAUAAUAAUGGGUGCAGGACAAUUGCAUGUGGCAUGUUACAUAGCAAUAGUAUGUAUAUACAUAUAACCUAAGCUUUAUAUUGAGAAACCUGCGCGCUUUCCCUGUUGUACUUUAUGUGUACUCUUUCUUGGAAAACACUAAAAAUCAUUAAUGAAUAAAAUGAAAAACAUUUCAAUAGUACAAUUCCAAUGAAGAUAUUCCUAAAAAAUACUUAUUACACACAUAAACACAUAGUCACUCCAUCUUGGCAUAUUAUUAUUUCAAAAAGACCAGAAUACAUAUAUUUAUAUUUAUAUAUAUAUAUUUUUUUAUAAAUAAGCAAAAAUCUAUUAAAAUCCUAGCAGAUUAUACAUAUCAUAUUAAAAACAUGAAAAAUCCAUAAUUUAAAGCAAAAAUUGGAAGUUGCCCAAUAAACAAAUUGAUCCAGAUUAUAAAAUAUUUAUAGUGAAUUUGCAAAUUGUAAACUAAAUGGGUAAACGUUGUAGGGAGGUGCAAAUCUAGUACUCCAUGAAAGUCUAGAGAAAAAAUGCUAUUCAUUAAGCACAGUAAACCCUUGCUUUGCUAACAGCACCUGGCUUAACCAUUCAGGGUUAUUCCCGAAAGUGAGAAUUCAUGGAGAAUUCAAAGGGAAAUUCAAUAUUAAAUGGAUUCUAUAGUGCCAGGAAAACAAAGCCGUUUUCCUGGUACUAUAGAAUCCUACAGGGCCCCCCUCUCUCGCCCUUAAAGGGACUCUCCAGUGCCAGGAAAACAUAUUUGUUUUCCUGGCACUGCAGGACUCUACGGGUCCCCUCUCCCUCCCACCCCCUAUCCCAAGUUGCUGAAGGGGUAAAACCCCUUCAGUGACUUAACAGAUUCCAGCGCUGAUGUCCUCCUCCUAGACCUAAUGCACAUGCGCGGCAUUAUUCAAUGUUUUCCUAUGGAGAUUUCAGCAACGUUGGAGGUCAUCACAUAGCGUGCGGACGUCCAGCGUUGCUUAAAACAGUUUUCGUGUUCUAAGAAUACGGAAGUCCCUCUAGUGGCUGUCUGUAAUUACAUUUGCAGGGUUAAGGGUAGUGGGAGUUGGCACCCAGACCACUCCAAUGGGCAGAAGUGGUCUGGGUGCUUGGAGUGUCCCUUUAAUGCUUUCCUAUGGGGAAAUAUCUGAUGCUAGAGGUCCUCUUGCACAGCGUGAUGAAAUCUAGCGUCAGAUAAUGGACCAAAGGUCAGUUUCAAACCAGGAAGUCCCUCUAGUGGCUGUCUGGUAGAAAGCCACCAGAGGUGGAGUUAACCCUGGAUAGUAAUUAUUGCAGUUUCUCAAUAACUGCAUUAAUUACUAUUGCAGGGUUAAGGGACAUUGGACAUUACACCCAGACCACUUCAAUAAGCUAAAGUGGUCUGGGUGCCUACAGUGUCCCUUUAAGUUCAAAAUUGCCAAACUGGAAAAAUACUCUAAGUCAGCUAUACUUUCAGUUCAGUUACUCUGGCCUGAAAUGUGAAACUCACUUUGAUUUCUUACUAUAAUAAAUAUCUCUAAUGGUGAACUGAAAACUGAAUAGGAAACAUAAGGCAUAAAAUUGCUUAUUUUGCAUAUUUUCACAGCUUAGCUUUUUUUUAGCAUGAAUAAUUAAUUUUUAAGUGCAAUUCUGUGUUUAAUAAAAAAUAUAUAUAUAUAUGUUUUGCAUAUAAUCUUUUUAAUGCACAAUGUGCUGAAAUAAAGAGAAAUGCCAUCAUGAAAAUAUCUUAUUUUCGUGGGAAAAUUAUUAAAAUUUGCAAUGUCUAAGUGUAGGAAAUUGUUUAUUAUUUUGUACUAUAUAUUGUCUUAGAAUUUAUGUCUCUAUGGCUCCUGCGCCAAUGUCAUCCAAUGAAGGAACCUAACGUGCAUGUGCGAUGAGUGCCACAUGCUUGACUUAAUGUUUUCCCAUAAGUAUUAUAAAGACGUAAGAAAAACAUAUGAUAUAAGGACAUCCGGUGUCGUUUCACGGAGUAAAACUCUGUAAACAGCAGGAAGCACCUCCAGUUUUCCCAAAAGGGAAGACAUUUCAGACCGUCUAUAAGAUUCACGAAAAUAAAGCAGGCAGCUGAUGGCGAUUCCAACAAAGAAUUUUCGAGAUUGUUUUGAACAGUGGAAGAGAUACUGGGAGAAUACUUUGGGUGCCUACUUUGAAGGGGACUGAGGCAUCAUUGUCAUAUAUACAAUGUUUCUUGUAUACUGUAGCUUCUUCAAUAAAUCUCUCUGUUUUUCGUAUUACAUACUUUCCGGACAUACCAUAUAUAUAUAUAUAUAUAUAUAUAUAUAUACAUAUUAUAUUUAUUAUUUCAUAUUGAACUUUGAGUUUUAACUCUCUGAUAUUUUUAUAUAUGUAUCUUUAUAUUGGCUAAUGUUUUUACACUUGUAUAGGUUCAUUUGUGGUUGUAUUUUUUAUCACGUUGUUGAUCUGCUUUCUUUUACUUUUAUCAAAUACAGAUCAUAGCAAAUCAUCACAUGCAGUCGAUUUCCUUUGCAUCUGGUGGAGAUCCGGUAAGAUUUAAUUUAUUCUACAAUAUAAUACGUUUCCAAUGACUAGAUUGCACCACACACUCAUAAGCAGUGGUGGCUGGUGAAUUUUUCAGAUGGCGGGGUGCUAGGCUCCAGCUCUGUAAUUUGAUCCUCCCCCUUUACAUAAACUUUGCUUCUAAGCUGUUGGACCUGUUGUCCACUUAAAGGGAUACUAUAUAGGCAACAAAACAACUUUAGCCUAAUGAAGCAAUUAUUUGUGUAAAUCAUGCCCCUUUGGUCUCAGUAGAGGGCAAUAGAGAGUGCAGUCAGAAGUUAAUCUAAGCCUUAGACAGAAGAUUAGGGGAUAACCCAAAACAUUCUGAAACAUUCUGAAACCAAGUUCAAAAAGCAAAAUAAAGAGAUUUAUAUCAGACAAAAUGUCUGGAUGGUUACAAGACUAAGGCUAAAAAUUAUUUAAUCUUUAUUUAGGCAACAAAAACUUCAUAAAAGACCCAUACACACGAACCUCACAAAAUACAUUCUUAAGGUGCAGAACAGUGUAAGUGCACUAAUAAAAUAGAUUAACUAGAAACCUCUGUUCUAAUAGGGCAAACCCCUAUUGAGUGGAUAGAAACAUAGAAUGUGACGGCAGAUAAGAACCAUUCGGCCCUUCUAGUCUGCCCAAUUUUCUAAAUACUUUCAUUAGUCCCUGGCCUUAUCUUAUAGUUAGGAUAGCCUUAUGCCUAUCCCAGGCAUGCUUAAACUCCUUUACUGUGUUAACCUCUACCACUUCAGCUGGAAGGCUAUUCCAUGCAUCCAUUACCCUCUCAGUAAAGUAAUACUUACUGAUAUUAUGUUUAAUGGCAUAAUCUUAUUACUUGAAGCAGCUAUGGUAAAUGUUUCAUCGUAUUAGAAUACAUAACCUCACAGCUGCCAAAAAGCAAGUUGCAAGGGUAUAUUAACUAAACACUGGACUUUCAGAACAUAGGUUUCUAGUGAAUCUAUUAUAUUAGUACACUUUUAGAAAUAAGCACUUUUAUUAAUUUGUUAAAAUGCCUCCACAGCUGUCAAUCAGACAUCCAGGGAGGUUUUCAUCCACUUCUGUAGCUCCACAGAGUUAACUCAAGAGGCAGGCAUGCUCGGCGAGUGCACGCCAGCCUUUCCUCCCUUCCCAAUCAGCUGUUGUACAGCUCAUUGAGAAGCCUAGGAAGCCACAAUUUUGUGUGAAUGCUUGUGGCUUUUUUCGCAGAGGCUUCUCAAUGAGAAGUGAGUGAUUGGUGUAUUCUCCAGCACAGACUAAACAUCCGUGCUGGGGGAAGAGGGGAAGACUUUCAAUGGCUGCAGAGGUCUGCAGUUUUUCAGGCUGCUAUUUACCCCCAAACAAGGCAUGCAUGUAUGUUUUCUUUGUGGGUAUAUCUACUAAAUUGUUUAACUUUUUGUUAAAUGUAUACUUUUUAUUGCAUUGCAACAUAAAUAAAUAGGAUUACAAUUCCACACAAAUAUUUGUCAGAAUCACAAGUCACACGGUUCACAAAUGACAGGGUAUACACAGCUGCGUAGCCUACAUCAGAACAGUGCCAUACAAAUAUUCGUACAUAUACAGUACUUUCAUAUAUGCCAAAACAAGUAUAAAUAUACAAAUACAGUACAGUAGACAUGUGCAAUUCGUAAUUUCAGACAUUCGGAUGCUUCGGACUUCUGAAAAGUGGCAAAACGGGUAGGGGCAGGAUUGGGGUUAGGGUAGGGUUAGGGAUAGGGGUUGGGAUAGAGUUAGAGGUAGGGUUAGGAGUAGGGUUAAGUUAGGAGAAGGGUUAGGGUUUGGCAGGGCCACCAACAGAAAUUUUGGGGCCCCUAACUCAGCUCAGGGUCUGGGCCCCUUGGGGCCCGCCUCCAAUCCCGCCCACAGGGUCCGCCUCCAAUCCCGCCCACAGGGUCCGCCUCCAAAUCCCGUCCACAGGAAUACACACACAGACACAAAAACACACACUGAUACAAAAGGACACAGAUACACACACACACACACACACACAGAUACAUACUAACAGACACACAUACUGAAACAGACAUACACGCAUAUAGGCAUACAUACUGACACACACAUACUGAGACAUACACACAGGCAUACAUAGUGACAGAUAGACACAUACUAACAUAGAUACAGACACACAUGCAUGAGGACAUACACAUACAUACACCGACAUACAUACACACAUACAUACACAUAGACAUACAUUCAUUCAUACUGGCAUACAUAUGUAUAUACAUACAUACAGACAUACUGACAGACAUAUAUUCAUACAGACAGACAUACAGACACUGACAUCCAUACACACAUACAUACAUACACAGACAUACAUUCAUAAUGGCAUACAUUCAUACUGGCAUACAUGCAUAUAUACAGACAUACUGACAGACAUACAUACAUACAUACAUACAUUCAUACAUACCUACAUACAUGCAUACUGACAUCCAUACACACAUACACACAGACAUACGUUCAUAAUGACAUGCAGACAUACAUUCAUACUGACAUACUGACAUACAUGCAUACAUACAGACAUACAUUCAUAAUGACAUACAUACAUAUAUACAUACAUAAUGAUAGGGGUCCAGUUCACGGUCCCUCAGACACUGUUGGGGGCCGGACAAUAAACAAUAUGAACGAAUUCCUAUGCACACUGCACACACACGCAUAAGGACAUAAAUACACACACACACAUUCUGACAUACAUACAUAUAUACAGGGAGUGCAGAAUUAUUAGGCAAGUUGUAUUUUUGAGGAUUAAUUUUAUUAUUGAACAACAACCAUGUUCUCAAUGAACCCAAAAAACGAAUUAAUAUCAAAGCUGAAUAUUUUUGGAAGUAGUUUUUAGUUUGUUUUUAGUUUAGCUAUGUUAGGGGGAUAUCUGUGUGUGCAGGUGACUAUUACUGUGCAUAAUUAUUAGGCAACUUAACAAAAAACAAAUAUAUACCCAUUUCAAUUAUUUAUUAUUACCAGUGAAACCAAUAUAACAUCUCAACAUUCACAAAUAUACAUUUCUGACAUUCAAAAACAAAACAAAAACAAAUCAGUGACCAAUAUAGCCACCUUUCUUUGCAAGGACACUCAAAAGCCUGCCAUCCAUGGAUUCUGUCAGUGUUUUGAUCUGUUCACCAUCAACAUUGCGUGCAGCAGCAACCACAGCCUCCCAGACACUGUUCAGAGAGGUGUACUGUUUUCCCUCCUUGUAAAUCUCACAUUUGAUGAUGGACCACAGGUUCUCAAUGGGGUUCAGAUCAGGUGAACAAGGAGGCCAUGUCAUUAGAUUUUCUUCUUUUAUACCCUUUCUUGCCAGCCACGCUGUGGAGUACUUGGACGCGUGUGAUGGAGCAUUGUCCUGCAUGAAAAUCAUGUUUUUCUUGAAGGAUGCAGACUUCUUCCUGUACCACUGCUUGAAGAAGGUGUCUUCCAGGAACUGGCAGUAGGACUGGGAGUUGAGCUUGACUCCAUCCUCAACCCGAAAAGGCCCCACAAGCUCAUCUUUGAUGAUACCAGCCCAAACCAGUACUCCACCUCCACCUUGCUGGCGUCUGAGUCGGACUGGAGCUCUCUGCCCUUUACCAAUCCAGCCACGGGCCCAUCCAUCUGGCCCAUCAAGACUCACUCUCAUUUCAUCAGUCCAUAAAACCUUAGAAAAAUCAGUCUUGAGAUAUUUCUUGGCCCAGUCUUGACGUUUCAGCUUGUGUGUCUUGUUCAGUGGUGGUCGUCUUUCAGCCUUUCUUACCUUGGCCAUGUCUCUGAGUAUUGCACACCUUGUGCUUUUGGGCACUCCAGUGAUGUUGCAGCUCUGAAAUAUGGCCAAACUGGUGGCAAGUGGCAUCGUGGCAGCUGCACGCUUGACUUUUCUCAGUUCAUGGGCAGUUAUUUUGCGCCUUGGUUUUUCCACACGCUUCUUGCGACCCUGUUGACUAUUUUGAAUGAAACGCUUGAUUGUUCGAUGAUCACGCUUCAGAAGCUUUGCAAUUUUAAGAGUGCUGCAUCCCUCUGCAAGAUAUCUCACUAUUUUUGACUUUUCUGAGCCUGUCAAGUCCUUCUUUUGACCCAUUUUGCCAAAGGAAAGGAAGUUGCCUAAUAAUUAUGCACACCUGAUAUAGGGUGUUGAUGUCAUUAGACCACACCCCUUCUCAUUACAGAGAUGCACAUCACCUAAUAUGCUUAAUUGGUAGUAGGCUUUCGAGCCUAUACAGCUUGGAGUAAGACAACAUGCAUAAAGAGGAUGAUGUGGUCAAAAUACUCAUUUGCCUAAUAAUUCUGCACUCCCUGUAAACAGACAGACACAGACAUAUACAUACACAUUGAAAUACAUACAGAUACUUACACACAGACAGACAUACAUACAUACACAUACUGACUUACACACACAGACAUACAUACUGACAUACAUACACACAUACAUGCUGACAUACAUACUGACAGACACACAGACACACAUACAUACUUACAUACACACAUACAUACUGACAUACACACAUACAUACUGACAUACUGACACACACACAUACAUACAGACACACACAUACAUACUGACAUUACAUACAUACACACAUACAUACGUACAUACAUACUGACCUAUAUACCGACGCACAUACAUACUGACACACAUACAUACAUACAUACUGACACACAUACAUACACACAUACCAACAUACAUACAUACUGACACACAUACAUAGAUACAUAUUGCCAUACACACAUACAUACUGACAUACAUACAUACUGACAUACUGACACACACACACAUACAUAGACUUACAGGUCCUGACAUACAUACAUACAUACAUACAUACUGAGAUACACACAUACAUACAUACACAAAUACAGCUAUUUUUGCUUACCUUUUUUUUGCAGGUGGAAGGCUGUGGUUGAUGGGAGUCGGCGUGGCUCCUGCGGCCUGGCUUUCUUCCCUCCCGCGUGGAGGGGAACUUGGAGGUAGUGACGGCCACUUCAUCCCAGCAGAACUUUGCAGCUGCGAUUUUUUUUAAAGGGGCCCGGUCGCGCUAUUUCACAGCUGCAGCGCUGACCGGGCCCCUGAAGAUAUAGGGCCCAUGCGUGGGGAUAGGCCCCAACAGCGUGCGGACCCCGGUGCAACUGCACCGGCAGCAGUUCCGCCGCUACACGUGUCACCCCCUGAUGGCGGCCCUGGGGUUGGGUUAGGAGUAUGGUUAGAGUUAGCGGUAGGUUUGGGUUAGGAGUAGGAUUAGGGUAGGGUGAAGGGUAAGGUUAGGAUUGAGCUAGCAGUAGGGUUAGAGUUAGGGUAGGGUUAGGAGUAGGAUUAGGGGUGCCGAAUUCCCAAAGUCCCAAAUUUCGGAAGUGCCGAACCGAAUUGCCGAAGUGCUGAAUUGCCGAAGAGCCGAACUUCAAAAUGCCAAACCAAACCAAAUUUCUUUGCCCAUGCACAUCCCUACAGUACAGAUGUAUAUACGCAUAUAUGCAGGACCUGUACGUUAGACUUAUAUUUGGGACAUCAUAGCUCGAUCGGUCAUGCUCCUGUCUAUUGUUUACUCGUAGGUGUAUCACUAAACUCCAUGAUAUAUUUCUUAUUCUUUGUCUUUUGACUAGGCUGGGCGUUGUAGUCCUGAUAUGUAGGCUGCUUUUAUCUUGUUUGCAUUUUUAAGAAUAAAAUAUGAAAAUAAACUAACAACAUAAACUAAAGUUUUGGGUAGUGAGGGAAGUGGAGGGUGGAAGAUUGUGUGAGGUAUAGAUGAUCAGUAACAAUCUAACGGUCUGUGGGAUUGGAUGGUGUGGACUAUCAUGGACUAUCAUAAGCAUCCAUUAGGUCUUGUUAUGAUCUACAUGCUGAUGUAACCUGUGAGUGGGCUUUAGUUACACCGAUCUAUAGGCAAUGGGUGCGUAAGGCGGCCCGGUCAUGCCACUGUUUGCUCUAGAGAUCUAUUUUACCCUGUAUCCGGGAGGUCAUUUGGUCAUACACGUGUGUAGAGUCCACUGUGGCGAAACCAACCUCGCCACUGGGCAUUGGAGAAGACUGAUUGCCAGCCUCCUGCCAUGUGACUAUGGCCCCUGGGAUGUAUUGCCCUUUAAAGACAUGAUUUGGGCAUAAUGGAUUUGUGUUGUGCUGCUGCUGGCCCUUUAAGAACUAUCUGGGGACAUACUGUGGAGUUACUGGGUGGCCAUUAUUUCCUGUAUCAGAAGCACAUGGUGAGAACAAUGGAUGGUGGCCAUUUUAACUCACAGACACUGUUUGGACUUUUCAACACGGUGCCAUCUCGACAGUAUUUGGUGCACAGAGACAUCGUGCAGUGGUUUUGGACUAUACAGCAGGGGACACAUUAUACAGUGAUUGUUUUUUAUUUAGCCUGUAUAUGUUCUGCAGAAUCUGCAUUAAACUGUAUUUUCCAAAGUACUGAACGGAUCUGGGUUUUGGAUAUGUGGUUCACCCAGAUCCCCCGGUUCCAAGGAUAUACUUUUUAUGGGGUUAUUGCAUGUUUUGGGGUCCCUGUGAUAUGUUUUAUGAAACUGUAUUUCUCUGUCUGUGAUAAUUAGAUUACCCAUCGUGUUCAGUAAUCAUAUCACAGGCAGAGGGGAGGAUUUUGUGUGGGAGUGUCUGUGUGAAUUGUACAGAUUGAUUGGUUGUUCUGUAAAACCCUGUGGGCAGUACUAAGUUUGUGGAUUGGGAAUAAAAGAGGCUGUAUGUGCCAGUACAGUCAGUUCCUGUUUUAACCCUCAAAGUGAAGUGUCGUCUCAUUAUUGGGGGAAGGAUUUAUUGUAUGCUGUUCCAGUUUGACUGCUAGGAGAGUAAACCUAUUCGUAUGGUUCCUAUUUAACUGUCUACAGCAUUUAAAUGCUUGGGAGAAUUUAUUUGUUUCUCCGGUUCGGUGAUUGUGGUGUCUACCAGAGUGCUUGGAGUCCUCAGGAAGUGCUAGGAGCAUCCUUCAACGGAGGUACCCAGUCUGGGUGCCAGGUGAUCCGUUACAUCCACUCUCUGAAAUUUUUCUUUUACUGAAGAAUGGUGAGCUAUGCUCAAUUUUGCUUCUAUCAGUAUAUUGAGUAUCCGUGUCCUAUUAGGAAGAGAGUGAAGCUCGGGGAAAAGAUGUAAUAAGUAGUGUUCUGGUAGCUUAGGGAUUGUGAGCCAGCUACCUUUGUCUACUUUGUCAGCUAUAUCAUUCCAGAACUGAGAUAGCUCUGAACAUUCCUAGAAAACAUGCAGAAUCAUACCCGGGGUCAAUUGGCAUCUCCAACAAAUUGGAUCAACCUCCUUAUAAAUUUGAGAGAUCUGUUGAGGAACCAUGUACCAGCGCAUCAGCAAUUUGGUAUGUGCUUCCCAACGUGAUAGGCUGUUACUGGAAGCUUUGGUAUAGCUUAUGGCUGAUAACCGUCGAUGUAAUGGGAAUAUUUUGUUCAUAUCUUUUUUCCAGCGAUGCAUGUAGGGAAGUUUAAGGUUUACAUAAAUGCAUGUAGCAUUCUGCUAGCGAUUUCAAUUUGGUUUUACCAAGCAUAUAUGAUCUGCCCAUGGUAGAAAGGUGUGAGAGAUUUGAGAGUCGUAUAUGUUUUGUCAUCAGAAUGCUCUUUAUGCGGUGGUAGGUUAAUAAAUCUUUCAGAUCUAGGGAAAAUUCUGCCUGUAAUGCGGGGUCUUGUUUUAUUCCCUUGUGGUAACAGAGAGCGGAAACUUUAACAAUGUCUCGAGAAAGCCAUGAACUCAGGGGUAAGUCAGGGGAUAUAGCCUCCAGGGCCUGAAGUGGGGCUAACUUCAGUAAAGAAGCUGGAUCAAUCAACAUUCUGCUCCAAGACUUCCAUGUUAAUACCAGCACUAUAGUGCAUAACAGGUCUUUGAUAGAUUGCAAGGGUGUAUUAGUCCACAGUAAAGUAGAAAGAGAGGUAGGGAAAAUACAUGCAUUUUCCAAGGAAAGCCAGAUGGACAGUGGUGUACAUACCAGGGUCGCAGGGGUCGCGGCUGCGACCGGGCCCGGCCCACCAGGGGCCCGGCCGUCCCUGCGACCCGGUAUGUAGCCACAGGGCCAGCCUCUUCCCCUGGGGGGCCCAGGAGGCGGCCACCUCAGGGCCCCCGAGGCUGGCCCUGCUGACCCCGGCGGGCGGGUGGCCGGUCGGGCAGGCGGGCGCGCGAGGGAGCACUCUCUGUGUGCUUCCUCUUCUGCUCCCUCGCGCACCGCACUGAUACCGGAGCCGGAAGAUGACGUCAUCUUCCGGCUCCGGCAUCCAUACGCAGCGCGCGAGGGAGCAGAAGAGGAAGCACUGAGUGCUCCUUCGCGCGCCCGCCUGCCCGACCGGCCACCCGCCCGCCGGGGUCAGCAGCACCACUGGACACCAGGGAAUCCCCCCAGCACUCCAAAAGGAGGCUGGGGGGAUUAAAUAAAAAAAAAAAAAAAACAUGUGUUAGUGUUUGAGUGUGUGUGAGUGUUAGUGUGUGUGUGAGUGUUAGUGUGAGGGUUUGAGUGCGUGUGAGUGUUAGUGUGAGUGUUAGUGUGUGUGUCUGCUAGUGAGUGUUAGUGUGUGUGUGUCUGCUAGUGAGUGUGAGUGUUAGUGUGUGUCUGCUAGUGAGUGUUAGUGUGAGUGUUAGAGUGCGAGUGUGUGUGUCUGCUAGUUAGUGUGAGUGUUAGUGUGUGUGAGUGUUAGAGUGAGUGUUACUGUGUGUGUCUGCUAGUGAGUGUCAGUGAGUGUGUUACUGUGUGUGUGUGUGUGUUAGUGAGUCUGAUGUCUGUUAGUGAGUGUGUGUUUGUCAAUGAGAGUGUAUGUUUUGUGAGUGUGUAUGUAUGUCUGUCGCUGACUGUGUCUCUGUCAGUAAAUGUGUGUGUCUGUUAGCUAGUGUGUAUGCGUCUGUAAGUGUGUGUGUGUGUGUGUGUGUCUUCAGCACUUACCUUUCUCCAGCGCCGGACACCCUUGGCGCUGAGGAUCCCUCAGCCUCUCAGCUCCGAAUGCGACCGCGCACGCAUUCAAACCGCCCAUAGGAAAGCAUUACUCAAUGCUUUCCUAUGGACGUUCAGUGUGCUCUUCUAGCGGCUGUCAGUGAGACAGCCACUAGAGGCUGGAUUAACCCUCAGUGAAACAUAGCAGUUUCUCUGAAACUGCUAUGUUUUCAGCUGCAGGAUUAAAACUAGAGGGACGUGACACCCAGACAACUUCAUUGAGCUGAUGUGAUCUGGGUGUCUGUAGUGGUCCUUUAAAGAACCACUAUAGUGCCAGGAAAACAUACUCGUUUUCCUGGCACUAUAGUGCCCUGAGGGUGCCCCCACCCUCAGGGACCCCCUCCCGCCCGGCUCUGGAAAGGGGUAAAACUUACCUUUUUCCACCGCUGGGCGGAGAGCUCUCCUCCUCCGAUCCUCCUCUUCUCCUCCCGUCGGCUGUAUGCGCACGCGCGGCAAGAGCUGUGCACGCAUUCAGCCGGUCACAUAGGAAAGCAUUCAUAAUGCUUUCCUAUGGACGCUGGCGUGCUCUCACUGUGAAAAUCACAGUGAGAAGCACGCAAGCGCCUCUAGCGGCUGUCAAUGAGACAGCCGCUAGAGGAAAUAGGGGAAGGCUUAACCCAUUCAGAAACAUAGCAGUUUCUCAGAAACUGCUAUGUUUAUGAAAAAAUGGGUUAACCCUAGCUGAAGUGGUCAUUAAGCUGAAGUGGUCUGGGUGCCUAGAGUGGUCCUUUAAGUGUGUGUGCAUCUGCAUGCACUGGCGUACAUACAGGGGUCGCAGCCCUGUAACCUCUGCGAUCAGGUGCCCACCUUCAUGUGUUGCGGCCCGGCCCGCGCGCGCGCGGGGGGGGGCACGGAUCAAUUUUCGCACCGGGGCCCCAUGGGUCAUGUGUACGCCACUGCAGAUGGAUGUUACUUGUUUUAAAAGCAUAUCGGUGCCUUGUGCUAAAAGGGAAGCUCUAUGGUAAUUUCGUAUGCAAGGGAUGCCUAGACCUCCCGCCUGUGCAGGGAGCCACGACAACUGCUUUGCUACUCGUGGAGGCUUUUUUUUUCCAAAUAUGGGCAUUGAGCAUUUUCUGUAAACGAUUAGGGAGAUGAUUCGGUAGUGAAAUAGGAAUAGUCCUAAAUAGAUAUAGAAUAUGUGCCAAGGAGCCAAACUCAAUCAUCCAGAGUACAGUGAUACAUUAGAUAAACAAGCAUAAGAAAAUUGCAUUGUCAUUAAAUAGUACUGGCCAUGCACAGUAGAGGCUGAUUAAUAGUAGACUUGGUUUAUACAAAAGGCUUGGCCAAGAAUAUAUGACAUUAUAUGCACAUAACUCUUAAGGGAGGUCACUCUGCUUAUCAGGUUAUCUGCUUUUCAUUCAGAAUGCUUUUUAUUCUUCAUAGGAGCUCCAUUAUUGUUGGUGUGUCUGAGUAUGUAGACAAAUGUAACACAACCCCACAGCAAUAAUAUUCAAAGUCAUGUGUAAACUACAAUAAAUAUGUUUAGAAAUCCAGCAGUGUAAAUAAGUUACACUGUUCUAGUUCUAAAUCACAUUUUAGUUGCCUAGAUUGCCAUUAGUAAGUCAUCUAAAAUAUAUGUCUCUCUUUGUCUAUUUUAAAUUGGGAGGUAAGAAAAAAAACCCAGACAGACAAGGGAUAUUGAACAAGGGCUAGCAGCAUUGGGAAUUCAGCAGUGGAGACAAACAAUUUGGAAACCGCAGGUGUUGGGUAAUAGGCAGCUAAUGAGUUAUAUUAGAUAUAAACCAUUAGAUAUAAACCAUAAAAAGUUUUAUUCACUAAACAGGAUUGUGGGGUGUCAAAAACUGUAUUUUACUAUUCAGGCCAACAGAGUAAUAAUAAAAUUAUUAAUACUUAAACUCAGUUAUUUGAAUGAAUAUUUCAGUUGAGUUUUAAAUUUACUAUACUUCAUUCUUUACUAAAUAAACCUCUAUAAUUUAAAUUGAUUAUUUGUAUAUACAAAAAACAAACAAUCAUCCUAUUUUUAGUGGAAUAUAUAAACAAUUAGAUCUAUAAACACUGGGUGCUGUCAUUUUCCCUUAAGGAUCAAUUAUAUUUUUGUAUCCAUUAUAACCUAGUUCCCAAAUUGCUUACACUAACAUGUAAAGCCACCUAGACUUAGCACAAGUGUAGAAUCAGAUUUAUAGAAUCAGCAUUGAUUAUUUUGUGAGUAUAUUUACUAGAUAUCUAUUUAACACUACCUAUACAGUUUGAAUUGACAUGCAAUAUUUGUUACUGUAGUUUUCAAUUGAUACUUUGGUUGACCCUGUAUUAUUUAUACAUAUAUGAUUUAUUCAUUUCACAUUUCAACAACCUUCAAUUCGGGAUGUGCAUGGGAAAAAAAUUAGGUUCGGAAAUUCGAGUAAGAAAAAUAAUUCGACAAUUCGGCACUUCGGCAAUACGGUUUGGUUCGGCACUUUCGAAAUUCGAGACUUCGGCAAUUCGGAACUUCGGACAUUCAGAAGCAUCCGAAUGUCCGAAUUGCCCGAAAUUCAUCCGAAUUCACAUUCGGAACUAAACAAAUUGCAUAUGUCUACCUUCAACCCUUGAAUAAAUUUUAAGUUUCCAAAUGUGUUUGAUAAUUUGAUUCCUAUUGUCAUACUACAUAGAUCCUGACAGCAAAGCACAGGCACAUCAGAAGCACAAGCACAUCAGAACAACAACAAAGUACAAAUUCAGAUAAUCCUACAAUGCCUUCACCUCUUUGAGAAUCAAUUCAUUUUUGAUUAAGAAAACUUUUUAUAAAUUUUUUGAAUCUGAAAACUCAGAAGCUGUAUACCACCGGGGGGGGCCUCCUGGUACCAUAACAAUUUAAUUUAGAUGAAGUUAUUUUGGUGCCUGAAGUGUCUCUUUAAUAAAUAAGAAUAAACGACCCUGAAAUCCAGUGCUGGGCGAAGCUAUUCUGGAUUCCAUGCUCUGUCUGACGUCACCUAUGCCUGCUCUUAGUCUAAUCAAAUGCUUCUCGUAGAGCUCUGAGCCAAGGAGAAGAGUAAAUGGGGGUGAACAAGGGAGGGAAAGAAUUUUUAAAAAUGGAUGCACAAUAAAUAGUAUAGGGAGGCUGAGGGGGUGGGGGUGGUUAACAGAAAGCAGAGAGGGGAGAUAGAAGCUUCCCCUUGCAGGUGCACACCCAGCACUGCCUGCAGAUGUAGAAGAUCAUUACAUCUGUUGCCAGUGCGCAGUGCUUGAUAAUGACAGAUGUCAUUUUUGUACUGAAUUGACAUUAGGCAGACCGAAACUGAAUUCUAGGCUGCCUAAUUCAUUUGUGCCAUGGAUGCAACUAACCUCGGUUCAAAAAUAUAAACAUCUCUGUAUGUGCACCAUUUCAAGCAGAAACACUGCACAUACACAUUCAUACCAUCAUGACAACUUAUAACAAGAGAAAUGGUCAUGGUGGUUGGAGUAUCCUUUUAAUCCUAGAUUUAACUUCUUUUAAAAGCUAAACACCCCAUGGACCCCAAUACUCAAUUUAACCCCACGUCAACCAUAAAUCCAGACUUAUAAAUCCCUUAUACUAAACCAUAACCCCUCUCGAGUUUUUAAUCCACUUGCCAACAAACACUCUUUCUAACCUUAACCACCCCCUUUACCAUGACCACUUCUAACAUUACCUUUAACUCUGCGUGCAUUUACACAGUUGCAGACACUCACCAUACUCUCCGUUUUAAACGCAAGACAUUACAAGUAGAAAUUUACACACAUAUGAAUUGUUAUAUUUGAGUAUGGUUUUUAGACAUUCUUAUGCGUGCACUGUCCAGUUAAUACAUUAUUGAAACUUUCUUUAACUGACUAUGUUUUGGGAGGAGGGGAGAGCAUGGGGUGCCUUAGAAUUCUGUUUCUACAGACACCUAACAUGUAAAUCCAGCCCUGGUUAUGGUAGAGCAGGGGUGCCAAAAAGGUAGAUACCCAGAUGUUUUAAAACUACAGCUUCCUUGAUGCUUUGCCAUUCUUAAGGCAUUCCAUAUGAGUUUUAGUUAUGAAACAUAUGCCGUUUUAGUUCUGAAACAUCUGCCUUUUGGGCACCCUUGUGUUAGAGUAUAUGAUUGUAACAAAAGUGUCUCUUAUUGUAAGUUACAAACCAAUCAGCAUGUGUAUUACUAAAAAUACCUUGUUUUCUAGGAUGCAACAGACUAUGUUGCUUAUGUAGCAAAAGAUCCUGUUAAUCGACGAGGUAAGAUUAUUUUCAAAUAUUCUCAUAAUACACUAGUUUCAUUUCAGUGUUUAUAUCUGUAUGCCUGGUUUAUUUCUUUGAUAUAGCUUGUCACAUAUUGGAAUGCUGUGAUGGGCUGGCUCAAGAUGUAAUCAGUACCAUUGGGCAAGCAUUUGAACUUCGCUUCAAACAAUAUCUACAAUGUCCUUCUAAAAUCCCAGCAUUUCCAGACAGGUAAGGAUGCUUUAAUAUAUAUUUAUUUUUUUAACAAUUUUUUUCAAGACUUUAGUUUGAUGACAGUCCAAUAUAUGAGUACCCAGACCACUUCAUCUCAUUGAAUUGAUUGCUGGGUGCAGUGUUCCUGUCUGUCUUCCUGUUAGCGAAACUGCAAUUGCAGUGCUAAGACUGCCUCUAGUGGCACUUCUAAAGGGACGUCUUGUAGUUGCACAUAGUUUCACUCCGCGAAAGGACGCUGGACGUCCUCAUGCUUUGAAUGAGGACAUCCAGUGUACUCUAAAUCCCUAUAGGAAAGCACUGAUUAAAUGUUUUCCUAAGGGUAAAGCCUAAUGCGCAUGCGGCACUUGUCAUGCGCAUUAGGUCCUCUCUAUCGGCUGAUGUCAGCGGAGGAGGAGUGCCACCCACAAAUGAGGGACCUCGGGGCUGGAAUCAGGUAAUUGACCCGAAGGGUUUUUUAACCUCAUCUUUGUAUUCCUAACACUAAAUUGCUCCUUUAAUUGUACAAAUACAGCAAUAAACAAGUAAUUUAUUUUCAACAUAUUUUCAUUAAAUGACCACUAACGGCUGUCAAUGAGACGGCAACUAGAGGCUGGAUUAACCCUAAAGUAAACAUAGCAGUUUCUCUGAAACUGCUAUGUUUACAGAAAAAAGUGUUAAUCCUAGAGGGACCUGGCACCCAGAACACUUCAUUAAGCUGAAGUGGUCUGGGUGCCUAGAGUAGUCCUUUAAGUGAAACUCCAUAUCCCUAAAGCACUGCAGCUUGUUGAAGUGCUUUAUGUGUAACAAUUGUGUCCUCUUUUUUCAUUUUACAAAAAGAUUUCCAUAGAAAUAAUAAAGAAAAAUGGUAGGUAGCGGGUAUUCCUCGAAUCUGGGAAAGCCUACAAUUCAGCAUAAGGAAGGCAAACCACAAAUGAUCAGUCAGCACUAGAACUGGCUAUCUAACCACAGACCCCUAAAGCUUUUGACAGGAUACACUGGACCCAUCCAGUUCAUCCAUCAGAUUUGUAUCUUGGAUCUUACGAUAGACCAUAGACCAAGGUGGAGGAUUUUCUAAAAGUAUUUUUAGGUACAUCACAUGAAUACUAGAAUGCAUUAACCAACAUAUUCCCUAGCAACAUAAAUAGGAUAGAACACUAGGUGCAAAUUCACUCAGGUACUCCCUCAAGUACCCUAACAACUAUGAAUUACAAGAUUAGAGAAUGCACACUAUAAUCACUACUUCAAAAUAUAAAAAUCCUUUAUUAAAAAAAAAUGCUUACUUACAUAAGCAAAUAAAUAAAGCAACAAAAAAAUAGGCAAAAUAGUAAACAAUAGUAAUUACCUAAUCUCCACAAACCUACUAUGACAUGAGGGGGUAUUGGUGGCUCGUGUUUCUGUCAUAGUAGGCUGGCACUGAGUGUAUAUGUGUCUGUCAGUGAGUGUGUUUGUGUGUUUGUCAGUGUGUGUCUGUCAGUGAGUAUAUGCAUGUCUCAGUGUGUGUGUCUGACUCUGAUUUGGUGUGUGUCUGACACAGAGUGACCAUGUGUCUGUCAGUGAGUGUGCAUCUGUGUAUGUGUGUCUGUUGGUGAAUGUGUGUGUCCAUCCAUCAGUGAAUGUGAGUGAGUGUGUGUGUCUGUCAGUGAGCAGUGAGUGUGUGUAACUUUGAGUGAGUGUAACUGUGAAUGUGUGUCAGUGAGUGUGUGUUUCAGUGAAUGUGUGUGUUUUAAACAGUGGGUGUGCCAAUGACUGUAAGCAUCAGUUAGGGCAUGUGUCUGUCAGGCAAAGAUUGUGUUGGUUUUAAAAAGGAAGAGAAAUUUAGAGAGGGGUGGGGAGGGGUGGUGCCCCAGUUUUGUAAUGUGUAGGGCAGCACAAAAAUAAAAUACACCACUGGAUACAGUGCAAGAAAACAUCACCCCAACACAGGUAAAAUUGAGACAGGGCUUAUUCAGAGAGAUAUGUGGCAGCCCCAUUCCUGUUUAAUAGCAAAUGUAGUGAGAGGGACAUUCAGACGAGAUGUAAGCAUUCAAAGUGUCAGGAAACUAGGAAGAGCAGUAAAAUAGGCAGAAACAUUUAUUUGUCAGUACAUGAACAGCUCACGUAAAUGACUUAGCAGUGUUCUAAGUAUGAAAGGUGUUUUCAGGCCUGGUCCAUCUCUCCAAAAUUCUCACUUGUGUUUCCUGAGUGCUUGGCAUCCACUCUGCUACGUAAGCCUCCAUUGAUGUGCCUAUUUCUGCAUGCUGUCAGAGGAGGCCUUUGACAUACCUAGUAUAGUAUUCAAGAUGAUGGUCAUUCAAUGCCUGUAGCUUGAGGAAACAGUAAAACUAUAUCAAAGAUUGUCAGGCUUCUGCUUGACUUGUCGUGUAAUAUACCUGACACCAGGGGGAGGGCUGGCAGCCUUAGGCCUGGGGGGCAAAACCAGUCAAGUGGCCCAUUGCACCACCAAAUCAGUUCACCAUCCAUGCCCACCUUUUCCUGGUUUUAUAAUGGAUAUUGAUGUUAUGAUAAUCAGUAGCUCUUUGCCAUACCUGCUCCUUCGCGGCUCUGACUUUCAAUGUUGUUAGAGUGCAGGCUGAGAAUCUCUGAGCCUGUGCUCUGACUCACUAACUGAGUGCCGGAACCACGAGGGAGAGGAUAUAAUCUGACUGCACCUACUGCUGGUGCACACCAGUGGACCACCAGCGAAUCGUUUAAAUUGAAUAUGCUGGUGUCCCCAACUUGUGAGCUGUGUUGGCCGCCGGGAGCCUCUGUUGUCAUGGCACCCUGCGUGACCACACAGCGUGCACACCCCAACGGCUGGCCCUGCUGACACACACUGAUGUUACUACUUAGAAAUCCCUCAAUAUUAAUACAGACAUCAGAGUAAACACCAAUAAACUGUGAAAACAGAGCUGACCCCCCCCAAAAUUUAUAAAGAUUUGCUUAGUGGAUUUGUUGUAAGAUUAAAUCAUGCCUCCUCCUCUCUCUCUCUCCCAUGCGCUGCUCUGUAGGCUGGGAGGAAGUGAAGAGUAAUCACAUUCUCCCAGCACAGCACCACAUGUGGCUGCAUGGGGAACAGCUGGUUAAUGUAAUGCUUGCAGGACGGCCAGCUGCCGCAGAACCUCUUUGUUCCCGUCUCUGCAAAGGGCUCCAGGCACUGCUUGCUGUGAGUGUGAGCCACUUUAAAUUAGGGUCAGAGGGCACUUGCAUUGCGGUAAAGACGGGUCUGGGCAGGAGGAAAGUGCAGUGCAAUCAAUUAUGGUUAUUAUUACCAAUACCUUACUAAUCUUUUUCGCUAUUUUAUUUAUAUAUUUGGUAGGCCUAUACAUUGUACGAUUGGGAAAUUAGCCUUGAUUUAAAUUAAUGCUACAUUUUUUUGCUAGUUUCAUUUUUUAAAAAUAAAAUGGUAAAAAUAAUGUCUAUUAAAUUUAGCAUAUCUUUUUCUGACUUCAUAUGUUAUAGACAUAGAUUGCAUAGAUAGAUUGCUCAAGAUAAGUGACAUUUUACACAUUCUAUAAAGUGUAAUAUGUCAUAAUUAUUAAUUGGGUGUAAUAUUUCUUUACAUAAACCUUAUUUUCUAUUUACAUAAAACAAGUUAUAUUCCCAGAACAUUAAGGGCUUGAACCCUGUGCAUAUAAUGUACUUGUCUCAUUGAUGAUAUUCUUUAGAUUCACUUUGCAUAGAUAAUAUAUAUAAAACUUUAUUACCUUUUUUUUAGAAUGCAAAGUUUAGAUGAACCAUUGUGGCCAGAAGAUGAUGGAGCUACAACAGAACCUCAGUAUUACAACAGUAUCCCAAACAAAAUGCCUCCUCCAGGAGGAAUCAUUGAUGAAAGAUUAAAAACACAGCUUCCAAGCCAAGAAGACGACUCCAAGGUAUAUAGUUAUACAAAACCUAUAUGGAUAAUUGCAAUCUUUGUCUUUGCAAAUAUAAACUGCAGGGUCUUCUUCUGUAGUGCUUUAUAUGUUUAUUAGGCUAGUGUUAGUUUUGUUUAGAAACCACUUUAGGAGACCUGAUACUGGAGUAUAAUCAGGAAACAUCAGUAAAUUGUUGUAAAUUGAAAAUCGAAUCGCAAAAUUUAGACCAAUAUAGCUGAUUAGAAAUAAUUUUAUCAUGAAUUAAGCAAAAUGGUUUACAAAUGACCACGUUUCACUGUAUUUAUAAGAGCAUUUUGUUUUCUCAAUACUGUAUGUACAAUUGAAAUCAAAAUUAUUCAACCCCAUGUAAAUCAGAUUGUCAAAAUGUACAGACUUUUAGCUGUUUUCAUUUAAGAAACAAAAGCAAUUGAUAUAGCUCAAUACAACAAAUGCUUCAAAAUGUUUUCCAAAAUUCAACUGAAAAUGCAACUUAUAAUGACUUCUCCAGUCUCAAAAUGUUUCAAUUCCCUUACGAGAGCACACAUAUACAAAACAGGUGUUCUCUGAAGCACAUCUGAUGCAACUAAUCAAGAGCUUAAUUAAUUGCCCCAGGUGUGCUUGAGCUGGAACACUUGAAAUACCUAAACUGACUGGGGUUUUUUUGAGUGUCAUAGUUGACUGAAUAUUAGAUAUAUGGCUGAAUCAAAAGAAGGGUUCACAAAAUUCCCUUCACAAACAAGGAACAGGAUACAAAAAGAUAGCGAAAGAAUUGAAUGUUUCUAGAGACACCGUUAGACGCAUAGCUUGCAAGCUCAAAGUUUAAGAAACAGUGGUUACAUUACCUGAACGGGGCAGAAAAAGGAAGCUAUCAAUUGCUGCAACCAGAUUUCUGAGAAAGCAUGUUGUGAAAAAAACAUUAACUGUAAAAGACCAAGUCUUGCUGCAAAAGACAUGCAGCAAGCCUUGGUGGCAACAGGCACUGAGGUUUCAGUGAUCACAGUUAGGCAUAUACUAAAUGCAGACUAUUUCCAUGCCAGAAAUCCAAGACGUACACCACUACUGACCCAAAAGCACAAGAAAAGGCUGCCAUAUGCUCAAAAUCAUAUAAAUAAGUCACAUACGUUAUAGGAUUCUGUUUUGUGGCAUGAUGAAACAAAACUGGAACUCUUUGGCCAUAUAGAUCAGCGAUAUGUCUGGAGAAUGAAGCAUAUGCUGAAAAGAACACACUGCCUACAAUUAGGCAUCCUCUGACACUGGAAACCUGUAGUGUGUGGAAGGCAAGAUGGAUUAAUUUAAGUAUAUGAAAUCCUAGGAGAAAAUGUAAUGCUGUCUGUGAGGAUGCUGAAGCUUGAACGUCAUUGGACCGUCCAAAAAGACCUUCAACAAUUAUCUCAAGUAUACCUCAUAUUCCACCACGGUUUGGUUGCAAAAAAGUCCUGAAGAAUUCUACAGUGGCCAUCAGAGUCACCUUACUUGAACACCAUAGAAAAUCUUUGGUGAGAUUUGAAGAAGGCGGUUACAUCACGCAAACCCAAGAAUACUACUAAACUGAAGGCCAUUGCUCAUGAGCAAUGGGCUAAGAUUCUUCAGGAACACAUCCAGAAGCUGUUGUCUGGCUAUGCAUCUCGUUUGCAGCAGGUCAUAACAGCAAAAGGGUGCUCUACUAUUUCAUUUCUUGCCAUGAACAGGUUGAAUAAUUUUGAGACUAGAGAAGUCAUUAUAAGUUGCAUUUUCUGUUGAAAUUAGUGAAACCACGUGAAGUAUUCGUUGUGUUGAGCUUUUUCAAUUGCUGUUGUUUGACUUGUUCAUUGCAAACAGCUGAAAGUCUGUAUGUUUUGACAAUAAGCCUGAUUUUCAAGGGGGUUUAAUAAUUUGAAUACGGCUAAAUAGUCUAAUCUAGCAUGUAGACAUAAACACUGCACUUUGAAAUGUUAUGGCAGAUACCAUCUAAAUAUCUAAUUUUCCACCCAAUACUGUAUAUUUGAAUCUUUAUCUAUACCGGUAAUUUUGUUUCUUCUACCUAAGCUACAGACAAAAGGCAAUGUUGACAUGCAGGUCUUACAAAUUGUGCCUCUUGCUACCAACUAUUUAUAUGACAAAUAAAAAUUAUAGUAAUUAUUUUAUUUCCAAAUUAGUUCAUAAACUCUUCUGGAGUAGAGCAGACCUACUAUCAAGGUCGUCAUAUGGUUGAAAAGUCAAAUGAAAACUUCCAGCAAGCUAUUAAAAGACAAGGUAAAGUCAUUUAUUUUAAAUAAACACAUAUUUUUGCUUUUGUGAAUUAUUUUUUAGUUUUGCUCAAGUUCUAAAUAAAUACUAAUUUACUUAUUAAAUGUUGAAUGAAGCGAGAAUCUGUCCCAGCUGAUUAAAUGUUGAAUGAAGCGAGAAUCUGUCCCAGCUGAUUAAAUGUUGAAUGGAAGGGAGAAUCUGUCCCAGCUGCAGAUAUGGGGACUUUUUGGACUUGCUGUUGGUAAACUUAUUUAGGUGUGAGACAAUGUUUUCAAAUGAUUAAUGGAAUGUUGAAAAACAGAGGUAAGUUGUUGCAUUGUAAAUAUAUUAUGACAUUUCUCUUUCCUUUUUUAUUCCAAAUACCACAACUAUCAAAUAUCAUUUUUGUGUAAAUUUACUCCUGUGUGAGCUCUUUUAUAACUAGCAACAACUGAUAAACAUUUUCACUGUGGCUAAGUAAGAGAUAUGCAUGAAGACACCUACUGGUAUUAUCAUUAGUAUAUCAUGUCUAGUGAAUGAAAAACUAAAAAUGUAUUAUGAUUUAGACACUCAAGGUAAGUAAAAUAGCAGUUUUAUUGGAAAAGCAGAACACAAGCAGCAUCGUUUCGACCUGCAAUGAGGUCUUUGUCAUGCUCAAGGUCUUUGUCCUAUGGAACAUUAGUGGGUGAAAAAUGUCAUUAGAGAACAGACAUAUCUGACUUUUUUCUGGUGGAAACAAAAUAUCAUGCAGGCAGAACUGAUAAUGUUGGAUUUUUUUUUAUCAGUGAUCAUAACAGGAGCAGCCAAAAAUUAUUUUAUUUUGUGUUUAUUUUCCCAGAAAAAUCUGUUGAUAUUUUUGAUUUUUUUUGUAUAGCCUCUUUAGACAUUUAUAGUCUGCCAGAGGGAAAGUCAACAGGAAAUCAAACAAGCAAUGCACCAACAUAUGUCAAUACUCAGCACAUAAACAGAAAACCUUUGGGAGCCUUUCAAAGAAGUGUAGAUUCAGCAUUCUGUGGAUCAAUUGACAGUUCCAGGGACAUCAACCAAAGAAAAGAUCUAUUUGACAUGAGUAAGUACUUUUGUCUGCAUAAAAUCCUGGCCACAGAACAGUGAAUUAUAAGACAUGUGUUAAAGGGGGAAUACAUGCAAAAGUAGUAAAUGUGCUACAUUAACCAGUGAGUAAUAACUGCAAUGGAUUGUCAGGUGUCAGUUUCACUCUCUCUUUGGAAGUUUAAAAAAAGCAAGGAAUUGGUUAAUGGAGCAGGUGAGAGGAUUGGGAAGUAGGAUGUAGAGGAGACAGUAGAUGAUAUGGAUAUUGCAUAAUUAACUGUAUUAGACACCUCUGUAUGAAUAUAUGUGACUUAAUAUCAAUGGAUAUGUCACUGCACUAACAAUUAGAUUUAAUGUAAAGCUGGCCAAGAGCAAUUCGAUUCAGGAGAGGAUACAAAAUAUGCUUCCUUUGAUGAUACAAUUAGUUUCACCUAUUCAGGACAGUAUUUUGAUCUUGAGUGAGGAAGAUGCAAUCAGGCAAGUUAAAGGACCACUAUAGUGCCAGGAAAACAUACUCGUUUUCUUGGCACUAUAGUGCUCUGAGGAUGCCCCCACCCUCAGGGUCCCCCUCCCGCCGGGCUCUGGGGAGAGGAAGGGGUUAAAAUCUUACCUUUCUCCAGCGCUGGGCGGGGAGCUUUCCUCCUCCUCUCCUUCUUCCUAGCGACGUCAUCGGCAUGAGCCGCGCGUGCAUUCAGCCAGUCUCAUAGGAAAGCAUUCAUAAUGCUUUCCUAUGGACGCUGGUGUCUUCUCACUGUGAUUUUCACAGUGAGAAGCACGCAAGUGCCUCUAGCGGCUGUCAAUGAGACAGCCACUAGAGGCUGGAUUAACCCUCAGUGUAAACAUAGCAGUUUCUCUGGGUUAAUCCUAUCUGGACCUGGCACCCAGACCACUUCAUUAAGCUGAAGUGGUCUGGGUGCCUAUAGUGGUCCUUUAAUGGUUGAAGUGAAAAUGAAAUAAAGUGGGUAAGACAAGAAAUUAAUCAAAAGGGUGCAAAGGGAAGGUUAAUGGAAUGAGGAGAAGAGGAAAACUAGAGAAAGUAAUGAAGGAAGAUAAGCAAAAAUAAAUUAACACAUUUAUGAAAGAGAAGGAAAAAUUAAGAAACAAGUUUGUAAAAUCGUAGUAGUGAUAACUGUAGAUCCCUCUUCAGAUGUAUUUAUUUAUUUAUUUAUUUAUUUAUUUAUUUUCAGUUUUCCUUUUAUUUUUUUUUAAUUUUUUUUUAAAUUCUUUAUUUUUAUUGUGCAAGUGAUAUCAAACGAGCCCGUGUUGCCACAUCAGCAGUCACAAGCUUAAUAGAAUCUUACAUUGUCAAACAUGGCAAAUAGAUAGAUAGUCUGCACAGUUUUAUAUUAUUAAUAAACAGGUGUUAAACUGAGAAGGCAUCAAUAAUAAUGAGAGCAACAUAAAAUGAGAUAACAUAAGAUUAAGUCUAAAGAUGAAAGCAUUGCUAUUCAGGCUUACAGUGCUAACAUUGCUUAGGUGAGCAGUUAUCCUGGCUUGGUGUCACAUUAAGUUGGCAUUAACUAAUGUAUCUGCGUUGAUAUCGCUUUUCAGGCGCUUUCACCUGUUUUGUAUAUCAGGACAGGUGAGGUACACGCUUCUAUAGAACAAAGUGCCAUAAAGCAACAUUUGGUCUGCGCUCUAAGUUAUGGUCAUUCAGUGUUAUGGUGUCAGGAUCUCCACCUCGGCGUACACGUGCAUAUUAAACAGGCUAAACAAUAGCGUUGACAUUAGCGUAUUUUUGUUGGUAAUUAGUGGCUAAGUUUGUUGGAUGAUCUUGCUACGUUAACAGAUACAGGCAUGUAAACUGAGUGUUGUAGGAUUGAAAUGUGUAGUGCUAUACGCUAGCUUAGCCUUCAUGCUGAAGACAUGUUAGUUCUUGUAUUCAGUUAUACAGUCUGCCCGUUCUAUGGUCAUUACAGAUAAUGCUGGUUUACAGUGCUAUAGAUGUAGACAUGCUGUUGUCAUAAGACAUCCAGUAUAUAAAAACAAGUGAUUAUAGGAACACAUUCUUUGUGAGAAAAGGACAUAGAUUGAUCAUGAGCACUGUGUGCUAUCAGAUUAUAUUAAGGAAAGCAUAACUGGUGAGAGUGUAAAGGUAUAAUAACAGGAAGGAUCAAUUCAGUACUUGCUCAGAGUGGUUGUUUAACUGUCUGGAACACAUAUUUGAGUAUGCAUGUUGUGAACAAGUAGUGAUACAGGAGCCGACCCAGAUACUGUAGUAUUACAGUGUGGGGAAGUCUGCUUUGCUGUCUGGGGUCAUCCAAUGCCUGCAAUGGCAAUCCGUUGGUGCUGUGUGCCAUAUUCCAUCGAGGCAGGGGCUGGGGCAGUGUCCUGAGAGGUAAGUGUCGGCAUCUCACCGAGAAAUCCUUUGGGCUGUUGCAUUUGUUCGGCGCAUGGAAUAGAUAGGCAGAGGGUCGUGGCUGAUCUGUGCACCCUGGCUUGGUAGCUGUUCCCCUUUUUCAAUGGCUCAGCUGUAGUAGCGCUAUGCUGUGUCAUUCGGUCCUUCCCUCGCCUUGGGUAUUUAGAGGAAAGUGGAAGUAUCCGUUUACGGCGGAUGAUCCUCCGUUUGCGCGGCAUGUGCAGGGAGGCAGUGCCUCGGGGUGCUGUCCUCUUAGGUGGCGUUAUGGCCAUUGCUUUGGCUAUGUUUUUCUGCUUUGGGCGGUUAAUGCCCCUCUGUCUCUCCCUCCGCUUUGUCGUGUUGCUGGUUAAUCGCUCUUGUGGUGUCGUUGCCAAAAUCAGGUGCCUCGGCCGCGUGUGAGAGAGUGUGUGUUGUCGCUUUACCAGUGUAGCUGGUUUCAGAGCGGGUGGUGGGUUCCUCUUUCCCAAUCUCUCCCAAAAUUUCCGGCAUACCUCCUCAAAUUUAGCCUGAAAGGCCGCUGUCCAUUCAUCGGCUGUCUGAGGCGGUGGAUUCGCGGCACUGCCGGCAGCCAUCUUGGCUUGGCCUCGUGGGGUCGAUUGGUCGGAAUUGCUCUUAUAAGUGUCCCAGAGGUGAGUGCUCACCGUAAGCUGGUGGACCGGGAUGACCCCCGCCGGUCCAGAGGGGGGGAAGCGAGAGCCCGCCGCCAGAUAUCCGGCAUGGUGUUGCAGCUGGGGAGCGGCCGUCUCCCCUGCGCCUGCCAUGCUUGUAGGCCUCACAGUGAGUUUAGCUCGGUUCUUCGCUUGAGAGGUAUCGUUCUCCUCACUCCGAUGCCCACUCUUGAGUGCUGGCCUUAUAAUCAUGAUUGUGUGCCGGUGUGGCAGUGAAAUUCGGCUUUAGGUUGCUAAGUUUAGCAGGAGCUGCUGAGAUAAGCGUCUUCACAGCUCUGCGGUUAGGCCCCGCCCCUCCAGAUGUAUUUAUUUUACCACAAAAAUACCAUAAUUAAGUCAAAUUUGUAGUUUGAAUGUAGCUUUCAUAUUACCUCAGAGAUUUAAAAUAAUGUUAGAAAUGUGUAGACCUAUGGGUUUAUUCAUGAAAUGGCAAACUGACAAGUGAAUAUUUUCCCAUAAUGAAAAAACAUUGCACUUCACUUAUUAAUUAAUCAGUUUACACUUAAAGGGACACCGUAGGCACUGUAUCUGCUUCAUCUCAUUAAACUGGUUAUAGUGUAUGGAGUCCCCUGGUGCCAUCAUUUCUUUCAGCAUUAAACAGUUUUUAAUGUUUUAAUGUUUUAAUGCUAAACAAGAGACCCCGGCAGUCCAUCUCCUCUGUGCUGCUUUGGCUAAUAAGGAAGUAUUACCAUGAGCAGCAAUGGGCAGCAGUGAUUUGCUGAGAGUGUCAGCUGACUGCUUUUACCCUGUCAGAGCUCCAACUGACGGUAUGGAUGGGUAUGACAACAAGGAAGUGUGUAAUCUCUGCCUUAGCUACACAUACAGAAGGGGCCGGACUGUGGGUGGCCAGGGACUCUUAUUUUGUGGCAUACUGCACAAACAUAGUGCAACACUGAAUGGAGAGACAAUGCCAGGGCACUCCAGGCACUAUAACCAAUUCAAAGAGACAAAAUGGUUAUAGUGACUACAGUAUCCCUUUAACUGUUAAGUUUUUCAUGUUGAUACAAAGGUUCUACAUCUUAACACAUCUUAACUUAAUACGUCAUUAGUGUAUCUUAAAAGUUAAUUUUUUUUUAACUUUUCUCACAACAGAUUAUAUUAAUUUCCAUUUAAACUACUAUAAUUUGCUACAUACAGUAUUUGUUAAGGUUUUACCUUAGAGUCGACCACAAGUAUACAUGUCACCCUAAUUUCAGUAAUACAUUAUUGUACAGUGUCUUACCUGCUGGUGGUGAUCACACUGGCCACAAUCAGAUUAUCUGUUUUCAAAUAGCCAGCACUUUACAGUUCUUUGUAUUUGCCCUAGAACCAUUUGAGGAUGCUCUCAAAAACCAGCCUGUGCUGAACAAAGAUGCAUCAGUUGACUGUUCCAGUCCUUUGCUGUCCAGAGCUGCUAUUUUGACAAUAAAUGAAGAACUGUCAUCAGAGUUGUGGUAUGUGGGAGAAAUGUGUAGAAAAGAAGCAGAAAAGCUGCUCAAGAAAGAUGGAGAUUUCCUUGUAAGAAAAAGUGUCAAUAAUCCUGGUUCGUAUGUUUUAACUGGCAUGCACCAUGGACAAGCCAAGCAUCUUCUUCUUGUAGAUCCAGAAGGGACAGUAAGUAAUUCUCUAUGUUUUUAUAUCUAGUAACAUAAGUGCACUCUUCUAUUUUAUUUUCCUUUGUCACUAUGGAAACCAUCUCCUCCUUCAAAAAGUCACAAUAUAGUACAAAUAUAUCAUAAAGCAUCUUUAGUUAGCUCACAAUUAUGGAUCCAUAAUAACUUCUUUCAUCUAUGGAGUAAAGGUAUCUAUGUGGUAUAUUUUUCCGUUUGGUUCUGUAGAUGGGCUAGCAUUGAACCACAACAGUGAAAUCAGCAAAUUUCCACUUUGUAUAUAAAAGGAGAAGGGCAUAUUUUAUUUGUUGUUAGAUAUUGUGCACAUUGCCCAACAAACUCUGAGUCACCUGAGUUUUGUUACAAAAUUGGAUCCCUACAUUUUAGUGUGCCUACAUAAUGCACUGGAGGUAUGUAAUAUUGUGAAGGUGUGGAUCAGGUGGAUAGCCAAAAAGGGGUCGUUGCUAUUGACACAACCUGUAUCACUGGUAGCACCCAUAAUGUAUGAAUGGGAGUUUCAGCUUUGUGUCAAUCACACCAAGCUCAAAGACAGCCUUCAGGCCAGCCCCCAGUAUAUGGGACAAUGUAGACAGUGCUGCUGAAGCGCUCUCUUCAUGGUUCUAGUGCCCACUGCACAGUGCGAACAUGUGUGAUGAUGCCAUCAUGCUGUGUUGUCAGGGGACAUUUUCCUGGUGUUUCUGGAUGCAGGACAGAAAUCUCACCUGUCCUGCCAAAAAUGGGACAGUUGAGAACCUUGAUAUUAUCCCAAACAAUAUAUAGUAGUAAUAGGCCACUCAAUGGUUUACAAACAUUAUAAAAUAAUUUAAUUAUUUGAAAUGCUUGGACACGGUACUCAAGUGCUUUCUACAAAGGAUACCCAGGACUAAAGUGGGGAAACCAUUAUUUUCAAUAGGAGGCAGCCCUUCUUUUGGCACUAUAGGUUUAAUAGGUUCCCCCCUCCCUCGUGCCCCACAGUGCUGAACGGAUUAUAACACCUUUAGCCACUUACCUGAAUCCAGCUACAGUGUCCCUUUAAAAUCAGUUUCUAGAACCCUUAGCUCUUUUCCCAAUUUCUGUAAAUAUUUAUGAAUAUUAUAGUUCACUACAUUGCCAGACGCUGUAACAUUAAAUUUACAUAUAUAUUUAACACACAAAAAAAUUAUUAUUUUUUUUUUCCCAUAGGUCAGAACAAAAGAUCGUGUUUUUGACAGUAUUGGUCAUCUUAUUAACCAUCACCUGGAGAACAAUUUGCCCAUCGUCUCCUCUGGAAGUGAAUUGUGUCUCAAGCAAUCAGUAGAGAGGACACCUUGAUGUUACAAACAAAUCUGUCUCUUCAAGAAACCUGUGUAGGAGCCUCACAUUUUGAAAUGGUGCAAUAGAAAUUCUAAUCACUUUCUCUUGGUUCCAACCAAUGUGCUUGCAAUGUAAUCUAACAGGCACUUCAUAAAACAUGAUUUUUAUAAAAUUGUUUGAUCC
Molecule: messenger RNA, 56844 nt
Organism: Pelobates cultripes (western spadefoot toad)
Lineage: Eukaryota; Metazoa; Chordata; Amphibia; Anura; Pelobatidae
Source: the annotation of a GenBank genome assembly